AUGGGGGCAAAGCAGAGCAGCCCGACUGCUAACCCAGCUGCUAACGGACGAACCAGAGCCUACUCCGGCUCGGACCUGCCCUCCAGCACGGUCAGCAGCAACGGCAGUAACGUUAGCAGGACUACCGCCGGAGGUGUGAGGUAUCAUGCGUACGGUGCGUCCGGAGCCUCUGGAGCCAGCACCAGCCAGCACCUCGGAGCGAGAGCCAGGUCUGUGGGGGGCUCCGGUACCAGACCUCCGUCUGGUAUUAACAUUCCGAACAGCAGCGGAGCCUACAGCUCCCCGGAGUCCGGCGGCAGCAGCCCGGAAGAGGCGGCAGAAAGGGAGCGAGCAGGUGGAGGGGAGGAAGGUCCCCGGCUGAUGAUUGGAUCGCUACCAGCACACCUUUCGCCUCAUCUGUUCGGAGGUGAGAAGCAUGGGCGUUUCCAGAUUUUGUGACUGGGGUGGCCCAACUGUUGCACCCAAGCAUGUAGGGGUGGUACAAAGUAUGUGUGCUAGUGAUGGGAAUUACGGCUCUUUUUAGUGAGCCAGAUCAUUCGGCUCAGCUCACCAAGAAGAGCCAGCUCUUUCGGCUCCAAAAUGGCUCUUCAUUUUACCAUUGAUACGUUAUCUUAUUCAGCCAACUUUAGUGUUGUUUUGCUUAUGAUAUGUACAUUUGUGUAUACAUACCUCUCUAAAAAUUCAAAACACCUUUGUACUGAAGUAUUCACAAGUAAAAGUUAUGUUUUCCAACAUCAGUAAGUUUCUGCAGCUAUCCUGAGUGCAUCUGUGUGAGCACAAGCACAUGGCGCACUCCUGCACCCCUCUGCUUGGUGUAUGCUGCGUGAUUGGUUGCACACAGCAUACACAUGACAAUCAUGCACUGUACGCAUGGAGCAGCCGUCAUCUAGUCAUUCUGCCUUGUAGUUUUUUACUACAGUCUGUGGGGGGCUAAAAGAGGGAAAAAAAGACAACAACAAAAAAAUGGCUCUUUGAACUGGUUCGUUCGCGACCAACGUACCACUAAUGUGUGCAUACACUGAUAAAUAUCAUUUACCAUUCUGUCUGCAGGAAUCACAUUUAUCAUCACUACAAACAAUUUGGGUCAAUGUUACAUUCCUGUUUAAAGUUCCCCUCUUAUAAAAAAUACUCUUUUGGGUGGUUUUCUAUCAAUACUAUGCAUCCCCUCAAAGCCAACACCAGGUCACUUGACUUUAAUGGCACAGCAAUGAGAUGGCAGACUAUGGCGUCAGAAUGACGUUGGAAGUAUAUGCACAUGCUGACUUAGUGAUUAGAGGCUGUAUUUGACAAUUUGAAGGUCCCUAUUAGGGCAUUUUAAUCAAGUUUUAAUCAGUCCCAGAGGUCCCUCACUAGUAAAUUUGAAGUUUGUUGUCCAAAACACCAGUUUAUUUGUGGAUAUCAGCCAGCCUGUACUCCCCUCUUUUUGAGCUCCACUGAGAACAGGCUGAUUCUGCGCCUGUGCCUUUAAAUGAUAAUGAGCUGUGUGUAAUCACGCCCCUCUCUGGAAGGGGCUGUGGCUUUCGCUCCAAUACCGUACGCUAAUGUUUACAGCCUGUGCAGUGUGAUGGCUUAUAGAAGCUCUGUGGUUCAACCAUAGACUGUAUAUAAGAUGGACAGAGUCUGCCUCCUUGCUGGGUGAAGCCACUCCGAGAACGGCACUCUCUGAUGGUGGGCUGCAGUACAGGUCAUAAAUCCCGCCUCCGCCAGCAAAGCUUAUGGGACUGUGGACAAACUUUAGAAAUUUUUUACACAGAGCAUACAUUUUUCUCCCCCCUGGUUGUGAUGUUGACUUGUAGUUAUUGUCAGACUGGUUUGUGCCCAAGUCCUUUUUUUUCUGUACAGCUCCGUUUUUAAAAGUUAUUACAGGGUUCGUGUUUUCUAUGAUUGACACCUGGUACAGCCUAUGGGCGUUUAGGGAUUGCGUAGCUCUCCCGGGGGGAUACGCUGUUUGAGCCGAGCGUUAUCACAGGGACUCUCCGCGACUGCGCGGCCGAAUGCGCGCAUCGCUACUGCGCAGCUCUGGUUUCAAGGAAGUGGAGAAAAACCCAGAAUUACCGAGAGCUUUUUGGCUUCAAAUCCGUAUACAGGCGGAAGGCGGAACCAGGUUGUCCAUCUUAUAUACAGUCUAUGGGUUCAACCCUACCAAUUUGCCAAACUCUGCGGCUGCAACAGGAUGUUUCUGAACAGUGGGUCACAAAUAUUAUGUGUUUUUACUCAGUGUGUUAUGUUACACUGCUAGGUGGGUAAGCUCCUCUGACGCCAAAGUCUGUUUCUGAAUGGUUGGUUACAAAUAUGUCUUUAUGUUUGUCUUUUUACUUUGAUAGUGUGUUAUGUUACAUUGCUAGGUGAGUUAGCUUAUCUGACGGCUAUGUCUCCGCUGUCUCGUCAUUACUUGGAGCUCUUUCGUUGAAUUCCCAAUAUUUUGAAAAGUGGAAUGUUAUAGUUAUCUCUCGUGACUAAUGCUGUCUGGCGUCCGUAAUGUCCCCCAGUUUGUGUAUGUCAUUAUAACCGCACGGCUUUGCCGAUAGUUUGUAGGAGGUGCUAGUGAAUUCUGACACUCCUGCCUUUUCUCUUUUCCUCUCCACACACACACACACACACACACACACACACACACACACACACACACACACACACACAGGCUAGAUACUAAAGGUACAACUGACAUAAUAUUAGACAACCAAUGCGUAGCUUGAUUCAAACCUGUCAAAAAAGGAUGAUGUACUCACUGGUCACAAGAGAACAAUCCGCCUGUUGUUACGUUUGGAUGCAAAGCAGUUAAUCACUGCAUCGAUGUCCAGUUCUUUGGCCCAACUUGAGCUGUGAUUGCCAGUACACCCAGAUUUCUGGUUCAGGCAUCUCCACUUCUGUUCCUCAGGUAGGUUUUUAAAUGCCGUAAGCAGGAAAAGCUCCUCUCACAUGCAGCUGAUGUGUAGCCAGUGUAACUGAGAUGCGCACAAGCUUGAAAAGGUCAACAAAUACUUCUUUGUAUGGCCUCAAUAGCACCAGCACAUCAUGGGUGGUGCUGACGAUGUCCCCCUUUUGUAUCUUCCUAUCAAUAAGUCUUUUUGCCUGGUGAAAUUCUGCUUAGAGGUUUUCUUCCAGUAUUCCAUAAUCUUCAGCCACGGGCAAAAGGAUAUCUUUGUCCAUGAAUGUCUUGUGUUUGGGGUUAAGGGCUGCUGCUCCUUUCAGAACAUGGCUGCUUUCAGAAGAAAAAGUAGCUCUAUGAGCAUUCAUCUAAUUGCUCACAUCCACAAGAGUUGCUAAGAUAGCAGGGAGAGUUCUUGUAAUUACCCGCACUGAAGAAUAUUGGCAGGCCCAUCUGGUAUCCAAUAGUCCUUUUAGUUCCACUACACAUUUGGUGGGCCCAAGUUCUUCCUGCUUCUCCAUGAACACCUUUUUAGUCACUGUCCCAGAAAAGAAGUUGUACAGCAUCUUGACUGUUGCAAAGCAUUCUGCAACUGGUUUCACAUUAUGUACACAGUCAAUUAAAACCAAGUUUAGUCUGUGUGCAUUAGCAAUGGAUGUACAGCGCAUGUGGCACUUCUUGGCAAAAUUUUUCGUGGACACCAUUGUUGCACCCAGAUAUGACAGAUGCCCCAUCAUAGCACUGUGUAGUGCCUGCAUGUUUGUCUAUGUUACACUCGGCAGAUGUCUGUUAAACUGACUUGAGUAAAGACUCUUCAUCCAAGCCAUUUGCAGGAAUAUAGUCCAGAAACUCUUCUGGAAUGCUGUCAUUAUUUAGGUAACACAGAAGAAAUAGUGAUGGGCACAACAGUUCUUUUAGAUGUAAUGAAUUACUAAAAUCAGUUCACUAAAAAGAUUUGUUUACUGACUCAUUCAGUGCUUGGUGGGUGUAGCCUUCGACUUCCUGAACUGAUACACAGUUGAACGAUUCAGGUUUCAGUUCAGUUCACGGCUUCUAGGACCAGGAGACGAGAGUGUUGUGGCUAUGUUUCUUUGACACGUUUGUAGAAUGAACCCGUUUAUAAAUCAUGAUAUUUUAAGUGUACUGUCCAAUGGUAUGCUAUUUAUCUGGUCUAUUCUGUAAAUUGGGUGAUUCGUUGACUGAACGUAGCCUGUGAGCACAGGAAGAUAAAGUCAUGGUCCAAAGUCUAAAACCAUUAUGAUUUGAGUGGUAUGGAACUCUGCCAGGUUGCACCUGUAAGCUCACUGUUGUCACUGUGCUGAAUUGAGAUGGUUUCCUGUUACAGUGUGUGAUUUCAGCUUAGUAGUCUGGGUUUUAACUAAAUGGAUGCAAAAUAAACUCCAGACAGGCUCCAGACAGACAAGUGAGAUAUAAGGACCUCAGCUGUUUACCUGCAAAAAUAAGUUACAGCUGGGUCAGAGGUUUAAUAAAUCAAAUUUAGAAAUACACAAAGCAAUGGAUUCUCCAGCAACAUGUCUGUGCAACAAACAACACCUCCAUACUGAACUUAAAGGAACAAAUUUUUUUUUUUUAAUUGAACAUAUGCAGCAACUAAACAAUAACAAUAAAUUAGUCUGCAAAACUUCCUCUGAUUUAGCAUCUUUCUGAACAGAUGCAUCAUGAAUCGCUCUUCCAUUAUUAGCAGGUUUAUUGUUUGUUUAUUCUUGUUCUUUGGAGUAACAUUUGACUCUGAGUGGUGCCCCUUAGAGACUGUAUUGCUUUAUUUCAAUGCAGAGGAUGUAUGGAAAAGUAAGUGUUGUGGCAGUUCUACUUCAAAUGUGUAGGAUUUCAUUAACCUGUGUAAGAAUCAGUUCUCUAAUUGACUACUUAAAGACAACCAGAGAAGUCUUCAGGUUUCAGAUAAACCUUUUAUUAUGAUGACAGGUAGGGUAAUACAGCGCUGGAUUCACAAUGACAGAGCUCCUAGGAUCUCCAUCACAAGUGCCCAUCUCCGGGUAUCAUUCACAUUUAUCUUCUUGGGCAGGGAUUGCCCUGGACAGAGGUUGGACUUAAUAUGCAACUGAGUAUCAUUGGCCAGUUAUCUCCAGCCUAAACAGGCCAACCACUGUUCAUGUGGUCCUGCUAAAAUGUGCUAUGAAUAAUGUGUGUGAGUUGUUGACAUAGACUGUAUAAAGAAUGGACAGAGUCUGCCCCCUUGCUGGGUGAAGCCACUCCGAAAACAGCACCCUCUGAUGGUGGGCUGCAGUACAGGUCAUAAAUCCCGCCUCCGCCAGCAAACCUUAUGGGACUGUGGACAAACUUUAGAAAUUCAUUACACAGAAUAUAAAUUUUUGCUCGAGUCCUCUUUUUUCUGUGCAGCUCCGUUUUUAAUAGCUAUUAGGGGGUUCAUGUUUUCUAUGAUUGACACCUGGUACAGCCUAUGAGCGUUCAGGGAUUGCGUAGCACACCCGGGGGGAUACGCUGUUUGAGCCGAGUGUCAUCACAGGGACUCUCGGCGACUGCGCGGCCGAAUGAGCGCAUCGCUACUGCGCAGUGCUGGUUUCAAGGAAGUGGAGAAAAACCCGGAAUUACCGAGAGCUUUUUGGCUUUAAAUCUGUAUACAGGCGGAAGGCGGAACCAGGUUGUCUAUAGUAUAUACAGUCUAUGGUUGUUGACCUUGAGGCGUGUAACUACUGUAGCAAAACUGCCAGGCAAAACAAUGGCUCAUCAGGUUCCUCCUUAUUAAGCUAGAUGUCACAUUGUUCUGAUUAAAUGAAAACAACAUGUGGGUAAAUGAAAACACUCAUUAAAUUGUUUGAGUUCAGUGAAAAAGUACAAAUCUAAUGCUAGCAAAGUAAAACACAAUUAUAAUACUUUUAAGGAGGACUGUUGGGUGCUGGUGCUAGCUCUGCUAGUGUUAGGUGCAUCCAGCAAGCCAAUUGGACAAACGGGAAGUUUAUCCACAGACUCUAUUUAGCUGUGUAGAGUUACACACAGUUUUGUGUGGGUUCUGUUACCUUUAGGUUUGUUGGUCUGACUGAAAAUGCACAUUAAACUGAUUCAAUUGGGAAAAUCCAUACCCACUAUUAGUCUCCUGUAAAAGCAUGAGGAGUGGAAGCAGCUUCUUUGGUUAUUAGGGUUGGGUAUCGAGAAUUGAGUAUUGAUGGGGACAGGACUAACAUUUCGAUUCUUCCGGUAUCGUUCAAAUAUUAAAAUUUCGAUUCCAAGUUUCGAUGGCGGAGUCCGCCGACCGGAAAAAAUAGCCGCCGAACAUCAACGAAGAAGAAGCCGCUUAACAAUUAAGAGGACGGAGCAUAUGAGACGAAGCCACACAGAAAGUGAAGAGAGAUAGAGAGUGAAUUGCAACCCACAGCAAUGCAGCCGCUGUGGGUUCAGUGGACUAAAAUAUUUUAAUUUCAAAGUCAUCUGCAGGCUUCUGUUGCACAAUGUAUUCAAGUAUCCCAUCUCAAUAAACGAGAAUAUAUUUAUUCUUAUUUGUUGAGGAGCACCUGUACCGUAUGCUGUUAGCUUGCGUCUGUGCAACUCACAGCUAGAACACUGCAGCAGUAUGCCUCGAUGUUGAAUUUUGUGUAUGUUGUUGCAAAGUUUAUUUCAGGGGUACAGUAUCUGAAACGGAAAGGUAAUAAAACAGCAGAGGAGAUAAGAGUGUGCAACUUUCUUUAUUGUUCAAAUGAUCCUUAGUCGGCACCUUGUCAAACUUGGGUGUUCUCCUCUUGUACAAAGCCUACAGGUACAGUAAGAACCUCAUCCGACUUUCACCCCUGUAUUAGAGUACAGGUUGUCACAGGUUAGUCCACUGAAGAUAAAAUGUGGACACUUCACGUAUGCAUUCCGCUCACAUUAGAUGCCGCAUUUGUUGUUGUAAUGUGAACGACCGCACAAAAAGAUUGGAUUUAACAAAAAACCCGAAUUGUGCAUCAUAACCUGCAGUGUGAACAUAGCCGUAGAGAGGAAGAGGAGUUUAGAGAUUGAUCUGAAAUUGAAGUGUCCACCACAGCAUGUUAAAAAUGAGAGGGGACAACACUAGAUACAAGGCUGCUGUUAAUAAUGGCCUGAAUAUUGAGACUCAUGGUCAAAAGAAGUUCUUGUAAAAGGCAAGGAAGGACAAUAUCUGAGGGGCAGGUAGUGGGUUUAAGGGGAUUCAUUUUCUUUUUGAGGGAGAGGAGUGACACUGGCUCAAACUGGUCAAAAACAGCAGAGGGGUCUUAUAGAGGGAGAGAGAUUUGUGUCCUAAUGGAGUUAAUUUUAUCCAGGAAAAAGUUCAGAGACCUGUCACGUUUCCAAGGAGACAUCAGGGUUGUAGAGCAUUUAAAGCUGAAUUGAUGGUAUUUAAGAGUACACAGGGGUUGUGACAACUACUUAAAAUGACACCAGAGAAGUACUGUGACCGCUGUUCUGUUUAUCUGUUUAGGCUCUGCUGGAACAUUUCAUAAGAUACUUGGAGUUUGUCUUUCUUCAACUUUCUCUCAGACCUCCUGCACACUUUUCUGGCAGCACGAUUUCUGUCAUUAAGCGAGGGUUCAUUUUUAGGUUUACACCUCCUCAUUUUAAAUGGAACAACAGAAACUAAAGUGCUUUUACAGGAAGAGAUAAAAAGGGAGGUCAACUCCUCCGUUUGGAGACAGAGAGGGUUCUCAGUGUGAGAUACACCAGCAUCAUUAAAAGCAGCAGCAAGCUGAGCAGCAGUGCAACGCAAAAGACACAGGUUUUUGACAGAAGGUAUAAAUUUCAAAAACCCCAGGACAGUGAUCAGAGAAAACUACAUUACACACUUCAAUAUUAAAAAAAAGUGAACCACAAGACAAAACUAGGUCCAGAGUGUGUCCCUGUUGCUGUGUGGGACUUGAUACUGCUCAAGAUUAAAAAAGUCGAUAAGAUCCAGGAAGUCUUAAGACAGCGGCUUGGUCAGACAACAGACAUGAAUGUUAAAAUCACCAACAAUUAAAACCCUGUUAUAAUUUGUCAUGAUUCCAGCUGAAAAGUCAGAAAAGUCACAAACAAAAUCCUUGUUAUAUUUAGGUGGAAGGGAAAACACGGCACACAGAACCAGGUUAGGUUGAUGCUGGAGAAAGAGCCUGGAGAUAGCUGCCAGCAGUGAAACUGUUUAUAAAAAUAUUCACUACUCCUCCUUCAUGUCCAGUAGCCCUUGGAGAGUUAAAGUUAGUGCCGUCAUCCGGCAAAAGUUCAGUAAAAAGAGCUUGACUGACUGAAUUUAUUAUUAUUAUUAUUGUUAUUACCGAAUUUAUGAUUAUUAUUUUUAUAUUUAGUAUUGAAUUUUCCUUAGGGGAUUAAUAAAGUUCUUCUUAUUCUUAUUCUUAUGAUUCCAAGCCAGGUUUCCGUUACACACAUAAAAUCCAAUCCAAAGGGAGGGAAGAAAUCUUUCAAAAUAAAAGCUUUGUUUACCAGAGAUCUGGCAUUCUCCAGCGCAAUCCUGUAAUUGUGGUGAUUCAUUCCGCAUCUUUGGAAGACUAGGCAAGGCGUCUGAAUCUGCCGCAGGCAUCCUGUGACAGAUACCAGCCAUGUGUAUGCAGAAGCAGGUGGACACCCAUGGGCCAAACACCAAGGAUUUGAUUUGUAAUCUGCAAAAUAGUGAAGAACUAAAGCAGGAGAAACAGCAUGGCAUACACUAAUUUUAGCCACAGUCCACCGCGUUUUCCCCUGCAUCUCCUCCGCUUCCUUUCACUUUCUUUUUCAUGCAAAGGUGUGAUCAAGUGUUAACAAUGCGGCUGAUGGAAAAGAACGUUUGGCUGGAAGUCUGUUAUUCUCAGCUGCUGGAGACAUUGCAGUGUAUGUUGUUCACUGACAUUUGUCACUAUGAUCUCUCAGUAAUACUGCUCUUCAUUCUGUAGUAGUUCUCUCUACACUGUUUGUGUUGAUCAAUCACUACUUGCUCCCUCUCUUUCUUUCUUUCAUCUGUUCUUUCUCUUGCUGAAGCUCUAGGGUAAACAUGAGGCUGUAAAUCAGUUUUUUAAUGCUUGUAGUGCUUUUCACAGAAAAAAAAAAAAAUUAAUGGAUUCUACAAUUUAAAGCUCCUAAUACAAAAAAAAUAAAUAAAAAAAAAAAAAAAAAAAUAUAUAUAUAUAUAAAUAUAUAUAUAUAUAUAUAUCCUUUCCUAUGCUUGUAUAUAGUUUUCAUUUUCAUUGCACUUUCUUCUCUGCACUAGAGGAUUUUAACUUUUAUAUAGUCUGUACCUAUUCUUUUUUUUUUCUUUCAACUAUAUUUGUACUUUUAAUUCUGUCUCUGUAUUUUCUUUUUUUGUGUGUGUGUGUCUAUUUCAGUGAAAAUGGAGAAGCCAUCCAACCUCGUUGUACCUUGUGUAUAAUGACAAUAAAGGGCAUUCUGAUUCUGAUUCUGAAUCAAACUGUUGAUGGUAAAUGCAAUAACUAAUUAUAGGUUUGAGGACAAGAAAAAAUGGGAGCAAAUCUCGCAGACAGCUGUUUCUGCCCUGUGUGAUCAUUCAGAGCAGCAGGUUGUUGUUGUCACUCUACAAAGUUGGGGCGGGUUUGUUGCUUGUCUAUUCCUGAAAAGAGCUUCAGCCAGAUUAGAGCUCUCACAGGUGGUUGAGGAGACAGAGAACUUUUUUCUGUUGCUCUUAUUAUUCAUUAGCAAGGAGGCGAUCAUCUGAAGCCUGCACACCGACACUGAGAACAGUAACAUUGUGUCUCUGAGGAGGAAUAUCCUCAGGUCAGCAUUAGGUUUGAGGAGAUAAUGCAGCACAGAGCUGAGCCAUGGCAGUGUUAAUGGCUGAGUCAGUCCAGGUUAGCUGAAAUCUACCUUGAUGAGAUAAGCUAUUUGCUACCUUACCUGCUCUCCUAAUCUCAGCUCACCCCCUUCAUUUGAGUCGUGACUUACUGUGGUUUCAUCCUCAGGCUCUUGCAGGAAUGUUUGAGGCUUUUACCCUCUUAUCACAGUUUUUCACCAAACACGUCUGUUGCAGCUGGACAUCAGAAUAAAUAAUCUGAAACUAACUUUUCAAGCCUGUGAGCUGAACUGAACGAUGUCACAAUGUGCUGUGAAGCAGAUUGAAAUCCUAGAGUCAGAUGGUUACUCACUGUAGACUCAUGUCCUCAAACAUAUCGGAGUACUCCAAGUCACCGGAUCCAAAGCUGAUGUGAAAACACUUUCUAGUGGAUGAGGGAUGAUUUUCAAAAAUUGGACCAUGAACUCUUUUCUUUACAGUUUUUCUGGUGUAUGGUUAUUAUGUAACACCCUUCUUACCUUGUUUCUUAAGUGUUAUACUGUUGUUGCUAUUUGCAUUUCAUAGCUGUGGGCCUUGUUUGAACAGGAACAGCUUAAUAGAAUAUGGAAAAGUCUUGGCUGUGCAUUCAGAGAAGGCCUUUCAGUUAAUCUCUUAAUGCAGAACAUGUUUGAAAAGUGUGUGAGACUGCGUGUGGUGGUUAUGCAUAUUAGAAUCCUGACAGGAUGAGCAGAGUAAUUUUGUUUUACACAUUUUGCAUAUCUGUGUGCUUACUUUUCAUUUUAUUUACCAUCUAGAAACUGACACAACUGAUUUAAGGACUAUUUCACAGAUUUAAAAAUGACCUUAUAACACUACUAAAAAAGUCCUUCUGAUCCCCUCAUUAGUCUGGCUUCCCUAGUAAUUUAUUAUAAGUAAUAUUCAUGAACAGACUAACAUCAAACAGAAAAUUUUCAGUUCACUGCAAGUUAUGAAUAUUCGCACACAUUGACUGAGGUUGAUUCAUGUUGAACUGAAAAUUCCUAAUAAAGGUUCCACAAGGUGACACAGACUUCUUUGGUGAUGUUUCUGUCCUGAUUUCUCUCUCUAAAACUAACAUUUUUGCCACAGUGUUAACAGGCAGAUGUGAACAGUGUUGGACUCUUUUCUGCGGACUGCUUGUAGGAUCAGUGACUGUUGUUAUGGGGUUCUGACCAAUCAGAAUUUACCACAGCUGGGUGAUAAGAGGCUAUUGUUAACUGUGUUGUUCAGAGUGCAUUUAAGGAUUUAAGAAUGAGGAUAGUGGUGUUUACGUAAGUUUGUGAUUUGACAUGGAUGCGUAGUGUAUCAUCCACACAGCUCUCAGGAUUUAUAAUUAUUAUUUUAUCUGCCUCCCUCCAGUCUGUUUUUGAGCCCAGUACAAACACAGGCACAGCUCUCCUGCCAGAAAGAGCAGACCUACAACAAACAGUCAAAGUAAGAACCUGUUGCGUUUUCAUCCUGACUUGACUGAGUUAACUUUGUGUGUGUAUUCAGUGCCUGUUGUGGAAACACUCCUGCAGCCACGUUCUGUCGUCAUGCACUGCAUGCAGAGCCAGUCAGAGGGCUCUAAAGCCUUUGCUUUGUUUACCAGACCACUGUUCCUUUACCUGCCCCUCACUGUUCUUCUGAAGUGUCAUUCAUCUGCUGGGACUCAGUGGGCAGAUGAUUUACAGAACACACCACCUGGUGGAACCUUGACUUCCACUUACAGUGACCACAGCUGUGAAAAGGGGACAGUGGAAGUGAUCCUUUACAGGGUUUUUUUUUUCUGGGGACCCUUUUAGUGGCCUUCUUUCCAAAAUAAACUGACCCUAUGAUUAAACCUGUAGGAAGGCUAAAUAACGUAGUUCAGUGGUGUAAAUGAACCAUCCUGGGACAUUCUGGCUCAGAGAUAACAAGACAAAUAGAAAAAAGUUCCAUGGACACUGAAAACUAGUUGAAAAGCUUUUUCACCUUCAACCUCAUCGAAAGUUUUUGUUUAGACCAUGUGGGCAGCCAUGGCCCAGUGGGCUAUUGUGAGAGGGGGAUUUGAUCUCUGCGGUCAUACGCUUAAGUGUUUCUGAACAGACACUGAACCCAAAAUUAUUUCCUGGAGGUAGUGUGUACAUUAAGACUGCUAAAUUACGACAAAAGUCAUGGUCACAAUUGUUUUGAUUGAUAUUACAAUCACAGUCAUAAACCUCUUUAAAGUUAAAACCUCUUAAUUCCUUAGAAAAACAAGUGGGAAAAAUAGUGAAGCCUAACUUUUUUUCUUACCAGAGCAGAUACAUCUGUCAAAGUAAAUGGUGUUGAUUUCUCAAAUACGACUCCUAAAAGAGACAGCGCAUCCAUUUGACUUUGGAUGAUAAAACUCUCCCUAGUCUCCUCCCUCUUUCUUCUGCUCCUCCCCUGCUGUACUCUAUCCUCCCCUUGCUCCCCUCCCAGCUUUCCUUUCUCCUCUUCCCCCUCCUCUCCCUGCUUUCCUCUCUCCUCCUUUCUCCCCCUGCUCAUCUCUCAGCUCUCCUCUCUUCACCUCCCUCCUUCUCUCUCCCUGUCCCAUAUCCUGCUCUUCUUUCUUCCUCCACACCCCCCCACUCUCCUCUGUCCUACUGCUCCUCUCUUUGCUCUCCUCUGUCCUUCUCCCGCUCUUCUCUCUGCUCUCCUCUCUUGCUCCUCUCCCCGCUCUCCUUUCUUGCUCCUCUCUCUUCUCUCCUCUCUUGCUCCUCCCCCUGCUCUUCUCUGUCCUCCUGCUUCUCUCUCUGCUCUCUUCUCCAUUCCUCCUGCUCCUCUCCCUGCACUCCUUCUCCUCUCCCUGCACUCCUUCUCCUCUCCCUGCUCUCCUCUCCCUAUCUGUUGCGCUGAGUGUUGUAGAUAAAGUGGGCCAUAGUGAAUCUUAGCAGAGCAGUAACUUCCUCUCCUCCCCAACUUUGUUUCUUGUUGACUUGACCUGAGCUGACGAUGACGAUAAAAUCAGAGCUGUUUAAAAGGAGGGGCCAUGACCUAUAGAGUCAAAAAGAGACUGGGAAGCAUUGUAUACGCAAGUUAAGUAUUGUUCACCAAAAAAAGAGUUGUAAUGUUUUUAAGAGUUGUAAAUGUUUUUUUUAAUUUUUUUUUCUUAUUUACACAACUUUUCUUUGCAUUUUUCCAAACUUUUUUGCUUUUACAAAAUUUUUCUGCAUUUACAAAAGAUUCUGGCCUCUUUUUGACAUGGGAGCGGGGUUAGAUGAUUGGUUUGUCUAUGGGGAUGGGGUCAGAUGGGGUUUGAUCGUUAGUGUGUCUGUGUGGCGUGUUCAGGGAGGAAAAUGUAGCCAACUAGAUUGCAUCAUGUUGUGUCGACAAAUGACAAAGCCAACAUUCUUGGCUAAUUUAUUAUUGUUGAUACAGUACCUUGAAGCAUUCAGCCUGAACUACCACUGUUCUGGUCUGUCAUCCUUGUGAAACUACAUAAAGUUUUCGAAAAUUUCUUGAAUUCUUCUUCUUUCAUAGUUUUGUUUACAUUUUUUCUGCAUUGAUCCAAAGUCACAAAAAACAUUAUCUGUGACCACAGUUCAUCACUGCAUCCACAAAUGAGCCUGACUAAGUUAAAGUGGAAAACUGUUUUGUGGUUUUCAAAUCAAAAUGUGACAUGCUUUUUGGGAAUCAUGGACAUUGCAUCCCCCUUUCUGAAUAGUAGACAGUCCAUUCAGCUCAUUAUCAGUCCAAGUCCAGCAUCUCUGAUGGUAUAGGGAUCAUCAGAGUCCAUGCCAUGGGUAGCCUCCACAUUUGUGAAGGCUUCAUUAAUGCUGAACAAUAUCUACAGGUUAAGGAGCAACAUCUGCCGCCAUCCAGACAAAGUCUUUUCAGGGAAGACCUUCAUAUUUCAGCAAGACAAUGACAAAAAGCUCAUCAUUAUAACACUUAUUUUUUUUUUUUUACUUUGUCCUUGUUUUUUGUUAUUUUGGGAAAGUUUGAAACACACUGUCCAAAAUCCUCAGCAUUCACAUAAAAACUGUGAUCUUUAACUACACACAUCUAUGUGUGAGGAGGUAUAUGUGUUAGUUUUUUUUUUUUUUUUUUUUUUUUACAGCAAUCUGUUUUUUUUUUUUUUGUUCGGUUCAUUUGGCAGGACUCUGCAUAAUGGCUCUGAGCUCUGACCACACAGCAGAUCUGUUAACUUUUGUGUCCUGCUGCAUCCAAAUGGCUGCAGGAAUUUACCCCAGACUAUUCAUAAUCUGAACAGUUUUCUGUCUUUCUGAGUGAAUAUGUUCUUCCUUGAUAAGAAUAUGUUUCCACACCACUGAGGAGGCUAAAUGCUGCCCUCAUUUUCCAGCAAUCAUGGCCAGGAAGAGCACUUAGGAGAGAGAAGAAGAGUAGGGAAAGGAGCCCAUCAUGAUGGAUGUAAAAGACCUAACUACCUCCUUAUGCUCAACACUUUUCAAGACUUUCCUGACUAUGUUGAAAAAUGAAGGGCCUGAUCUAGUAAAGGUUUGCAUGUGCAAAAACACAUGCAAACUUGAUAGCACGCGCAAACCUGAUCUACUAACCAGGUGCACCCGGGAUUGCGUCUGUCAAAUGAGCAAAACAGCGCGCACAAUCCAUUUAGCAUGCCUUCAUGAAUGUGCAUAUUGUACGUAGAUCAUCGAAACAUGCAAAAUACUGGGAGGAGCAGAUGCAAAUGAAAUCAUGUAGCACCUACAAUAAGAUUUAUCAAACCCGGAAACCGAUUGCAGUCGCUGCAGUCUAUAUAUGUGUCUAUAUUUAGCACGUUUAAAAGGCGCUUGCAAACUGGCACAGCGUUAUGAAAAAAGGGCUGCAGUCAUUGUGGGGAGAAGAAGGGAAAGAAGUACAAUGAUAGACGACAAAGAGAGAGAGUCUCCAGUGCAUGUGUCAACAUGUUUGGACUGUCAGAAAUAAAAAUAGUGGAGUAAUAGUAAUGUAGGCUAAAGCAGCAUUCGUUUUUGAGCUGCCGGGUGACCUAAGGACUUAUUUGGUGCCAGUCACAAUCACAAAAAUGAUCUAUGCCAUAUCUCCUACUGAAAAACUCCUUGUAACACUGCAUUUUCCUGCAUCUGGAUCUUUCAAGAUCCAUAGCUGUUAGUGUGUCUCCCAGAGUAGUUUUUCUGCUGUGCUGUCCCUAGUGUUUAAGACUGAGUGCGGCUGAGUGCCUGAUCUAAUAGCUUGUGAUUUAUGUCGUUUUUCUGGUAAAUGAUGGUUUUCAUAAAUAUUUAGCUUAAACACGGAACAAACAAAAAAAACAUCUCUUUGUCUUAUUGAUUUUAAAUAGUUUAAUCCUUUUUUUUCUUGUCUAAUAUGUGUUACUGCAUCUGUGAAGCACUUUGUAUUGCCUUGUUUAUGAAUGCUGCUUUAGCCUACAAAUAAACUUCCCUUCCUUUUAAUGCAGUUCCCCAAAACAAUAUGUGCAACUCCAUGGCUUCAAACUUCAGUUUGCACAUGCAAUUUAGCGCCCCUUAUUUGGAAUGUUUGUAGAUAUGGUCCCAAGUAUUUCCUGUGCUUGUGUAUAACAUUGUAAGUGUUUUUGUGUGAUCCUCUGAGUUGGAGUGUUGUUGUGCAUCCAGGCUCGUCAAUGAAUACUGAGCCGAUCAAUUAAAUAAUGAUUAUAAAUCCUGUUUAAUAGCAUGAAGUGCAGGAUGUGCUGAUUGAGGGGCAGCUGAGUUAGGGACUGAGGAUAAUGAACACGAUAGCCUGGAUACUGUCCAAAGCACAGAUUAGAUGGGAGCAGGAAUAUGUUGCUUAUUCAGUCAAAACUUUGAGGACAUCAGUGUGUGACCUUCUUCAACUGGGGCCAGGUGGGUUUAACUUCAGCUGUGCAUGGCAUUGGUGUUGAUCAGCAGAGAGAUCAUCAAUGGAGCACCCAAAGCAGUGGCUGUAAACCAGUAAAGUUUCCCCAGGAGGGUCUCAGUCAGAUGUACACUUAAGCUAUGACACCUUGAGUAAGACUUUUUUCACUCUUGCUAUCUGGGUUUUUGGAGAGAUGAUGCCCUUGAAGCAACUUAUCUCCUGGUCAUGAGAGCGAAAAAAGUUUUCACUAACCAACUAGUGUACAAGUAAGAAAACAUUCAGAACAUAGUCAGAUCUAAGUACAGUACAUUUAGUCCCAUGAAACGCAGCAUCACAAAGUCUCGUGGUAAUUGUGGCUACCAUCUGCAGGGUGAGCAGUGCACCACUGUCCACAUGCUUGUUAUGCCUUGUCCAAGCCAACAUACAUCCUGAGCCCUAUCUUCUAAAUCAUGAGCAGGGAUUCGAAUUGAUAGGAUUUUAUUGAUUAUUUAUUCCCUUAUCAAUUCUUGUGUAUUUUUUGGGUUGUGGCUAGGGCAGGUUUUUCGUGUCAACAACACAGUUACAAGUUUUAUUACCUUCACCGCUCUAGUGAGACAUACCCGCUGUUUUUUAAGCAAAGGAGGAUAAAAAACAAUGUGGGAGCAUCAUCUGUGACACUUUAAAAAGGACAAUGUUAUCAUUCUACUGCCCUCCUCUAUGGAGAAGUGGGAGGAGGAUAAACAGAAAUGGCUUAAAAAACAUAUGCUAACAUAUUUAGCUACUUUGUUAGGUCUUUUGCUGUAGACUGCAGACUGAAGCUUAUCAGUAUUUACAAAGACUUUGUUUUAAGAGGUUUGACACAAUCAUAUGUUCUUAAAAGGACAUGUAGAGCCAAGUUUGAGCCUCAGUGUCCCUGGCUUUUAGUGUCAGCUCCAGGUGAAAUGCACACAACUGCAGGACCGGGAUGAUCCUGCAGCCAUGCAGCUGAGAUCCUGUGGAGGGUGUGAUUGUCUUUUGGCAGAUUAUUAUUUAUUUCCCUUAUUUUGAUUGACAAAAACAUUAAAAAUAAAUUAGGGAUGUCCCGAUAUGAUAUUGAUGUAGGAUAUUUGUCCGAUUUCAGCAAAAAAAAAAAAAGAAUAUCAGAUUAUAUUGGCCCGCAGUUUCACCUAUAAUGGUAAAUACAGUAGCACCAUCAGGAAUAAGCUAGAUAGGUUCCCUUUGUUUUGACAGAGACACAGAGAUGACUGCAGGAAAGCUACUGGUCUCAUGUAGGUGGUGUUUUACUGUUAGUAGGCAUGUCAUACUGUAGUGUUAUUAUAAGCUUAACAAUAUUAUGUCGUAUACAACAAUGGUUUGUAUCCCCUCUCUCAUCUGUCCUUUGUAAUUGGACUCCUUAGUUGUUGUUUUCACUUUCUGCCUCUCUAAAUGUAUCACAUCAUUGUGUAAUAAGGCACACUGACCCAAGGGUCUUAAUAGGGAAAUCAUUUAGCCUUAAGGUAACUGAUGCUAAACUAUUUGGAGCCAAUUCUCAUCUGAAACUGGUUCUUAAUUCCUGCCAAAACACUGACAAAGCAAACUGCUCCAUGAAAUGCCAUCUGUUAACUGUGCUUGUCUGUUGGAUAGUAUGGGUAAUACUAUGGGUAUGGGUAGUACAAUAUUACAGUAUUAUGCCUAUAAACUUUAACCCAAGCUCCUGUUCCAGCUGUUCUACAGCAUGGACAUGACAUGUAAUCAGCAUUGAAAAAUAAUAAUUCAGUUAGCCGACCAGUAAUUUUGGUGCCAACUAGUGAGGUGUCAGCGUUGAAUUAUUCAACUAACCAAACAUGCACAAACCUAUUUUGGAGCCAGAACUGUUGGUGUUCUGGGGGUGGUUAAGCACGGAGGGAGCGUGCUCUACACUCACAUCACAGGACAUUAGAUUUCACGUCAUGUUGUCACAAGUCCCUCAUUGUCCCGUGCAGCGUCUGCUUGAAACACACAGAGAGCUGACCUCUGGGUGUCUGUAACUGUGUGUCAUAUGACUGUAGAAUGUAAACAUGCACGCAAGCAGGGAUGCUGCAACUACCACAGUUAUCUGGUUUCAUUAAAAAAAAUUGUUGUCCAGCUCUGCAGAUGCACUGACUCCUUAACUUUGAACAUCUACACCAGAGCACAUAUAUUACAGUGGUGUGAAAGUUAUUUGCAGAAAAAGACAAUUGUGUUGUAGUGGUUACCAUCAAAUAAGAAAAAUUUUAACAUUGACAGACAUGAUUAAUUACACAUAAGUUCAUCAGUUAAUGUAGUAACUUGCCACUUUACCUGUCUUCUCCUCCUCUCUGGAGGUCAGAACUGCUGUCGGAGCUAAACACAGCAUGAGCAUGAGGAGGGUUAGAUUGAAAAGCAGAAAAUAGACAGAUUAAUCAACAUUAUAUAUAAUUGUGUUAUUAUGAAUUAGUAUUGUUUCUAAGCACUUAAUUAACACUGCAUAGAUCUGAUGUCUACAUUUUUCAUAUCCCAGUAUUUAUUUCAGAGAGGAAUUUAAUUGCAAUGUUAUUUUUUUAAAUAUAGUACAAUAAGGCUCUGUAACAGUGGCUUAAAAAUGGACAGAUUGACCUACCCUGCAAUAAAAAAAUGUGAGUCUGUUCAGAAAAAGUCUGUUUCUAUUUCUAAGACCAUAUAAAUGAUGUAGCCAUGGCUCAGAGGUCAGGGCAGUGACAGUACUUGGUAGUUAACACUUUCAUCCCCCUGGUUCAUGAGACAAAGAGUUACUGUGAUUAAUGGAGCAUAAUGAAGAGACAUAUGUGGACCUGGGAGUUAAUGAUGUCCAUCUGUCUGUCUUUCUUUUCCUCACUAUAACAAGAGCCUAGUCUGCCGUCCAGUCAUUUUAAUUCAAAGAUAAAACACAGCACUGUAACUCCAGGGACACCUGCUUCAUCAUCACUUCAGUCAGUGAUCACCUGCUCUGUUCUGAUGAAGAUGAUUAGUUUAUCAGCUUUGUCAGACCAAAUGCUGCUUUCUUUUUUGUUUGCAUUAAGGAAAGUAUUUUCCUGUUGCCUCUUCAUCAAAACCAUCAUCAUCAAAAAGUCUGUGCCUACAGGAAGCGGAUGUUUCAGAUCAUGCUUAUUUUUUGUUCUACAUUCGCUUUGGUUUCUUCUGUGGGUAUCAGUCCCUCUGCAGCAGCAAAGUUUCCUGCGUUGCUAACCCAUCACUCCAGGGCUUUUAACAACCUUUACCGUUCUGUCAGUGACUUUAUCUUUACUUUUCCCUGCCAAUGGGAGUGAUUCCAGGAGACAUAUUUUUCACAAUGUCUUCAUUUUAGGACAAGGAUGACCUCAAAAGAACGUAUACACACACACACACACACACACACACACACACACACACACACAGAGUUUAAUUUCCUGGAGAGAGUAUCUCACAGUGUUUAGUGGAUGAGUCAUCACAGGUAAUGCUCCUUUUGCCUUUCAGUCUUUUCAGAAUGACAGGAGUUACGCAGAGUUGGUACUGGUCCUCAUCAAUGUUUUAGGUGAAUACACCUCCAGUACGCAGUCCUAAUUGUCAGCAGAUGGCUGGGAGAUCUUGAGAGAUGUCAUCUUGCUUGAGUGUGCAUGUGCGUUUUGUGGUUCAUUGAAGUAGGUCAGACGGGCAUUGAACAGUCUGCUUUUGGCUGCACUAAUCUAUUUAUCCCAUCAGUGUUACAUAGGAAACACUGAUGGGAGGAGGAAGCUCCACAUACGUGAUACCGUGCACACAUUUCCCUCUUCUGUCUGCUGUCUGUCAGCCAUCAGUGGCAUGUGACUCUGCCUCCUGCGGCAGAGCUGCUCGCUCACAGAUGAGCGUUAUCACCUCUGCCUCCCCCUUUCCAUGAAUAUUUCCUCCACUAUUUCAGAGAAAACUUUUAGUUGAUUGCAUCAAAAAAUUGAUUUUGUUGCUUUUUAUGUUUUUUUUUAUCGUUAAAGGGAUAUUCCGGUGUAAAUUUAAGUUAUGGUCAAACACACACGUGGCUGUAUUGUUUCAUAUAGUAGUGUUGCACUGAAGAUUCUUGCAACUUGCACAAUAAGGAAUGUCAUUUUAUUUACAUUUUAUUUAUUUGUUAUUGUGUUAAUGUUUAUGCCACUGGCACAUUACUUUGUACUUUGUUAUUACUAGUACUAGUGUUGAUUACCUCUGGCCCUAUCUUUAAUAUUUUGAGCUCAUUGUUCCUCUGUUAUUUAAGGUUAAGGAAAAGUUCAUUCUGCAUGUUAUUUUGAUUGUUUUUUCAAAAUAAAGCUUUCUUAAAUGAUUUCAGGGCCUGUAUAAGUACAUUUUAAACAUUUUGAACAUAUUUCAAUAAUACUGUGAUAAUGUUGAUAACCGUGAUAAUUUUGGUCACAAUAAUCGUGAUGUUAAAUCUUCAUAUUGUUACAUGCCUAGUAUCAGUAUACAUACGUGCACAUGCCUAGUAUUAGGAUUUGUGAGUUAUCGUCUGCGAUGUCACUGCUGAUUCAUCACUCCCUCAACCCCUAUUAACUCACCACCAGUAAUAUUCCCAUCCUGGGGAAAACACUGAAUCAAUCAAGCCAUCUCACUGUUUGUUUUUUUAGCUUACAUCAACUUCUGUAAUCAGAGGAUCUUUCAUUAUGCAAACUACAUGCACAUGUGACUGAAAUGUGAUGCUUUACUCUAGUAAACAUGUUUUUGUUCAUUCAGUUCAUUGAUUGAACACAAAAUUUGCCUAAAUGGUUAGAGUUUGAGUGGGUGAGCUCAGGAUCGGUCAUGUUUUGCAGCUGUGAGCUAUUGUGGAUCACAUACAUGGUUAGAAAUCCAAAGGAUGGGGUGGGGGCAGGAUUAACAGAACAGUCUCAUGCAGGUCCCAAAGGUCCACAUAGGUUUGCUUUUGUACCAAUGAUGGCUUGUUAAAGAGCCAGAAGAGUUUGUAGCUUCUUCAUUAGCCAUGACGAACUUUAUCUUGAAUUAUGCAGAAAACACAAGACUUGACCUUGAGUUGAGUCUUCAUGUGUGAGUGAACACUGUAUUGAGAUAACCAGCUGUUCAGAGUCCUGAAACUUCAGAAGUGGAUCAUGAGAUAAGAGUGAGCUAAUGGUAGCAUUUUCUUCCUCAUUUUGUGAGCCUUUAGGCUAACUUGGGCCUCUUUGGACAAGGAUAAAGCAGUUAGGCUCUGAGUGACUCUUUAACACAGUGUCCAUCAUUUGGUUGUCUCAUGAAGUUUGCUGCUUCUUCUCUCUCACCUUGAUAAGAAAUGGUUGUAAACAGUUCAUCUGAGCACUCCUGUUGUCAUGUAUGGAUAUGCUGUUUCUUUUUUUGCACUUUUUUUGUGUGUGUUUUUGGAUUUGUGCUGAAUAUUAUAUAUCUGCAGCAUGCUUUCAGUAAAUGCAGUUGACUUAUCUUUUUGCUUCCUUAUUUAUCUUAUUUUACCUCCUCAUUUGCAUUAGUUUAGGACAUUUGCAUGUGUUCAUGAUAUUUCAUCAUCUCUUAUCUUGCAGCAUGAUAAAAAUCUGAACACUACUGUAGAUCAGUUAGUUCUGUCAGCCGUUCUGAAAGGUUCCUAAAUCUUUCUGCAGUCCCUGCAAACAAAAAGGAAUCAUUCAAUGGAGAAGCACCUUCACAUUAGGAUUUCUCUCUUGGUUAGAUUCUCUUAGAGCAGAUCUGUGUAACAUUAUCCUAUCAUAAUUUCAAGUACGCUUUGUUGUGUUUCAUCAGAGUGACAAAGUUUCUUAUCUGGCGAGGAGAGGAGAAGUACCUGUGUGAAUGUAAAGAACUAAAGGGGCUCAUCAGGAAUUACAAGCAUGUUGUAAAAUGAUUCAAUCUUGAGGUUAAGAGUUAAAAAAAUCAGAUUCAUACUCAUCUCGGUCUGUUCUCUCUCUGUGUGUCAUUCAAACAAAGCUUCACAUCACUUGCUGAGACCAGCUUGAUGAGGAAAGGAGGAGAACACACACACGCACGCACGCACACACACACACACACACACACACACACACACACACACACACACACAAAUGUAUCACUCUAUCAUUUAUUCUCUGUGUUUUUCUGCCCUUUUUUAGGCUUCAAGUGCCCUGUGUGCUCCAAGUUUGUGUCCUCAGAUGAGAUGGAUCUUCACCUGGUGUUGUGUUUAACCAAACCCAGAGUGACCUACAAUGGUAAGACCAACCAUCUUACAGAUAAACAACCCUGUACAAGCUGUAACCGUGGUAACUGUGAUCUCUUAUUGGUUGGUUUGUGAAGUGUUCAUGCUCAGCAUUUCUCUGUCCUUUCACAAACAGCAAGGUUUGGGCAGUUUACCACUAGUACAUGGAAUGAGCCUGAAGAGAGACAAUAAGUGUGCAAAUUAGACAUAAGAUAGCACAAUUACUAGAUUGUUUAGCAUGAUGCACUUUUCAGGAACCAUAAUAAUGAAAUUUAACUUGAAGAAAAUUGGCUUCCAACUACAUUUUGUAAGUCUCAAAAAUAAACACCAGUUUUUUUUAGUACAACGAAAUUUUUGCUGUUAGCAACAAUUUUGAAUGAUAAACUAUGAAGCCAAUACUGACGGGUUCAAGUCUGAAGUCCCUCCACAGUACUAAAGCCUCAUGGACAAGCUUGUGGUGUCACAGUGUGAAGAAAUGAGAGAGCAGAGAAAGUGAUGAUGAAUGAAACCUGACUUAAUUAAAGACCUUGUUUUAAAGCCAAUGUCCUAGGGCAAGAUGCUUGACCCUGCCACUGGUUGCAGCCAGCACCUGGUAGUGUGGGGAUGGAUAGUCAACAACUGAACUUGUUUCACAGCAGAAGACGAGGAAAGCACUUUAUUAACAUCGUCCAUUGACCAUUUUAUCCAUCCACUCAAGUUUCUGAAAAGAAUUGAAUUCCUAGCCAACAGGUAUUGUUGAUGGCUGUGGUGGUGAAGGGUGUGAAAAGGUCCAAUUUCUGGCUCAAUACUACUGUAGCGGUCAACCCAUGUGAGUUUUUUCAAAUGCCGACAUGGAUACCAUUAGUAAGAGAGCAGGUCGGACAAUAUACAGUAUAAUACCAACAUGACAUUGUUGAUUUUACAUACUAUAAUAAUGUGAACAAAUAUCACUAAACAUCACAGAGCAGUACGUCAUGGUCAUCAGAAUUUGUAUCAAACUUGAGUCAGUCUUAGAUCUGAUAUACUGUCAAAUGCAUUUCCCAUUUGUAAAGAUGAUGCAGAGAUCAUAAAAGUUAUUGUUUUAUAGAAAAAACAUCAACAGUCGUGAUUCUUUAGAGGAAUUUCUAUGAGCAGGAGUUCUGACAAUGUUACCCUCUGCCCCAAAACAGUCUUAUUACUAUCUGAGAGAAAGAGAAUGCAUUCAAGAAAUGACUAACAUGCUCUCAUAAAAGUAGACAAUCACAGAUUCCUGGUUAUGUAAGCUGAGCCUCUGUUUGCAGUCUGCUUCUCUGUGAAAUCUUGUGUAAUCUUCCUGUAAUGUUUCCAAAACUGAAGACUAACACCGUGGUCGCCUACAGGCAGUCUCUUCUUUUAUUUAGCACCGAUCUGUUGGACUCAUGUAUUAAAUGCAGCUACCUCACCAGCUAAUGUGACUGAGAGGAAAUGUCUUCAUCAUUUCCCCGAUAUGCCCCCUUGGCUCCUGAGACUCACUCUGGGCUGUUUAUCAGGUUUGUAAAGGUCAUUUGAAGAGGCAGCAGGACAUAAUCAGGUUUUAUUGAAAACUUUACACCCUGCUGAGUCUGAGAAUGCUGGUCAGUCAUUAAAAGAAAUAAUGGUAGUUUUGUAUGUCAGCCAGGCUGUGAUAUCUGCACCAGAAUUCAUCUUUUGUUUGCCUUUUAUGUUCACAUGGAAACAGAUCUCACUAUGGUUCAGUUCACAGUCAAAAUGUAAAGGACAUCAAAGUGGUGACAUCAUAUAAAUACCAAGGUGUACAUCUGGAUAAUAAGUUGGAUUGGUCUAAGAAUAUAGACUACAUCUACAGAAAGGGGCAGAGCUGCCUCUUUUGCCUGAGAAGACUCCGAUCAAUAGACAUCUGUAGUAAGACACUGCAGAUGUUUUAUCAGUCUGUGGUGGCAAGUGUUCUGUUCUACGCUGCAGUCUGCUGGGGAGGAAGCAUCAAACACAAAGAUGCAAGACGUCUUAACAAACUGGUGAAAAAGGCUGGCUCUGUGGUAGGACUCAAGCUGGACUCAGUGGAGGAUGUGGUGGAGAGAUCUACACUGAGGAAGGUGGAGACUAUUCUAAAGAACAUGGAUCACCCACUUCAUAACAACUUAAUUUAUUUAUUGUUUUUAUAUUUAUUGUUCUUAUAUUUAUUGCUUUUGUUGCACACUGGGAAGAGCAUCCUAAACUAAUUUUGUUUUAACUUGGUGUACAAUGACAAUAAAAGUCUGAAUCUGAAUCUGAAUCUGAAAGGGCCAAUAGUGGUGGACAGUUCCUCUCUCUUCACUGCAGGACAAAAAUAUUUUAGAAGAUCUUUUGUACCCACAGCCAUCAGACUUUACAACUCUUCUGUAAAUAGCAGAUGACUUUUAGAGACAUGACAACUGAGAGUACAGACAACUGAAUUUCCCUUUGAGGAUAAAAUAGUUAUUCUUAUUCUCAAACCUGCUCCAAAGCACCUCAUUUAUAGGUAAUUUAAAUUCAAACUGACUGACUGACUGAUGUAAAGAUUAGAACAUAUCCACAAAACAGUCAAAAGUGAGCACAUUUAAUAUGACUGAACAUAGUAGCACACAGACAGCUAGGUUUUCCUUUCUGAUUCCUCUUUAGUAACUUUACAUGAUUUUUAGAUCAAAAAAGCCUCCUGUUUCGCACUCUGGUGUAUUAAAAUAUCAAUAUUUCAACAUUUGUUUCUUUUAGCUGCUGUCUCUUUACAAGCCUACUUUCUUCUGAUUGGCAGGGCUUGAUGUUUUGGCCCCACCCCUCUACUGUGGUUGAUCAGUUGAGCAGCGGAGCAGCGUUUCCCCCGUAGUCAGUCGUUCAGUUGUAGCUUUGACAAACCAGUAAUGAGAGACUAUUGCAAUGACAUCAUUAGUUAGAGAGUCUCUUAGAGAUCUCAUGUGAUCUUCGAACAAAUUAUUUUGAGCAGUUCACAUUUAUUUUCUAAGAUUAUUACAACAUCCUUACCUUGUGAUGUGAAUAUUUACGUAAAAUCAAACUUUAUAAAGCGCUUUUCCUACAAAAGGGUGCAACACAAAGUGCUUUGCAGUACGUUAAAAAAACAGUUUGACACUCAGUAAACUUUGGUUUUUAGAUCAAAAUACAGACCACCCAAGGCCUGUACCACGGAGCUGGAUUUGAUCUUAGCGAGAUAACUUCUGGAUAACUCCAGGGUUUUCCGUACUACGAGGGUGGAUUUCUUUCUAUCUGGGUCCGCCGGAAUAUCCCUUUAAGUACACAUCAUAAAUGUUCUUCCUUGAGAUGCGUCACCCCACUGCAGUCAGUGAUGGACUCAUCCGAGCUCUCCUUACAAACAGGCAGCUGCUGGAGGAGAGUGGCUGAGUUGUGUUUAGUCUCUUUGCUAAAGAAAACAGGCAAAGCUAAAAAGAUGUUUGGUGGCUAGUACUGUGGCUGAGACCCUAUAUGUACUGUUGAUGAAGUUAGGUGCUGUUCUGAGCAUUAUUUGUGGCUAUAGAGUGGUGUUUUGGUUGAGGUUUGUUUAUGGCUCCUUAGCCUGCUGUGUAUUGCUAUCCUGCGUUCGUUACUAAAGUUGGUAUAACUGGAGCAGCAAGCAGUCGGCAGUAUUCAUCCCUCGACGGGGUGUCUAACUUGUUUUUACGGUGUGUUUGACCCUAAAUUAAUUUUACACCGGACUAUCUCUUUAAGUGCAGCUGGUGAUAGCAGGAGAUGAGGUGCAGUUGUGUCAGUGCAGAAGGAGCCAGAGAAGAGCCGCCCAACCUCUUUGGAUGAAAAGGGGGAGAAACUUCACUCAAACCACAAUAUUAUGAUAUAAAAUGUCCAAAAGCAAAUGUUAUCAUAACAUGUUUGCUGUUUCCUUAUGAAAGACAACAGCACACUGCUGUAAACAGCCUGCAAAUUUAUUGAACUGGCUGCAGCUCUGAUUAUUCUGUGCUUAAUUAUUGAUUCCAUUCAAUGAUGUCAAAUCUCUGAGUGGUUAGUACAGUCUGGCCAUCUGUAGCAGUGAGUUGUUCUCUGUUAGCUUGAGGUUCAGUGUAGAUGGCUGCUUAUAGUGUUUGACUCAAGUAUGGCUAUGAUGUGAAUUUGCACAUUUGCUUCUGUGUGUUUACUAACUUUCUUAGUCCUUGGUUAUUGACCACAGAAAAGCUCUGUUGGUCUCUUGCUGUAUAUUUAGAGAUACACCUUUUGAGUUUAUUCUGUGUGAAGUAGUCUCUGUGUCAGAGUCUCUUGGUCUGCCUACAUUACCUUGCAUCUUCUCAAAGCUUUUUCAGAGUGAGCAUUAGCUAGGUGGCUUCCACCAUAUUCCCUGUGGUGUCAGUCACCACAGUAUGACAGUGUCUGCAAAUUGCUUAUUAUUCUUCGUCAUCUUUUCUCCUUUCUCCUGUCUCAAAGGGACACACAAAUAUUUAACAUGUCCACUUUCAAAACCAAAGGAGCAUCCAGAAUUACAAAAUUUUCCUUUUGCCCUCCUGUUCAAAUAUUGUCAAUUUCAUUGUACAAGAACUGAGAUGUGAGCAGAGUGCAAAGGAUGAUAGGUAUUUAUAAGACUAUGGCCUCUCGUCCUUCUCACGGCUCCAGUGCAACAGAAUAAAACUAAAUUUUUUUUGGAAACACCUGUGGUUCCCUGUGUCCUUCAGUCCAGGACAGCAUGAAGACAUUCAUGAAACACACUGUUACAUUUUUAUUGUUGUUUCACAACAAAUGAUGUGUUUUUGCCGUAUUUGAGUAUUUGUGAUGACUGUAAAGAUUGUUUUACAGUGUGAAGCUGUGUAAAAGAGAUCAUCCUAAAUUUGACUUCUUUUUGAGUGUUGUCUUACCCCUGGACUAGUCAUCUGGUCAAAAUUAAAACUUCUGAUUCUUAAACUUGGAAAUUGGUCUCCUCUACCAUCCCCACUAUUACAUGAGACUGGACCAUAGGUAAGCUGGACUCUGGGUUUGUCAGGACACAACAAAGUCUGGUUUUACAAAGAUUUUAUCUCUACUCCUCUGCAGCUGCUUUUGUCUCUUUUUUAAAUUAACUCCAUUAGUUUUAAGAUAAUUUAUUGAAAUCACCUUGUUCUGUGUUUCCCUCUCAGUGUGAAUGACCUACUUUUACUCCUCUGAAGAGAAAAGUGAUAGCAGACUGAAAACCAUUAAAGAAAACAAAUACAGUACAAUACUGUAACGCUGUUCUCUUCAUGUGAUUUCUGUAGAAAACCCUAGGCUCCUAAACUGAUGCACCAGCAUGUUUCAGCAAAAAGACCACAAAUAUGUUCAGUCUUUGUCUUGUACUGCUGUUUUUGUGCUGGGGGACAGUUUUAGUUCCCUUUCAGUGUUAGCAGGCUUCCUGUUCAGCAGGGACUACUCCUGUCUGAAAUACCAUCUCUUAGUCGCAUGAUCAUCAUGAUCUGAUCAGUUCCUUACAGUACGAAGAAAACCAGUCAUCACAGUCCUCCCCACAGCACUUCCUCUGAGGCAGAAGUUACUGCUGCUGUAUUUCAAAUGAGGAGGACUGUUAAAACCUGCAGGUGAGCUCAAGUCUGUGACCAGUGGUGGUCUGCAGAGGUUUACUCAAAACUUUUUUCACUCUGUGUCGAAGAAGUCUUUUUGUUCCAGUAGUGGCAGGACAGUAGAUUGUCUGAUUGACAUUAUAUUGUGUACUGUUACUUUGCACUUGCAGACGUUUGAGCUGAAUUAUACAGUAAAGAUUAUAGAGUAUAAACAUUUAUGCUGAGUGACAGGAAAUGUGCUUAAAGAUAUGGAGCUCUAUUUUCGUGCCUCACUGGCAGCGUGGCGCAGGUGCGGCAUAAGCUAGGUCUGCUGCACCGAUGAUGCGUGCCCAAGCACACUUUGGUAUUUUGGUGAGCGUAAGUGGCAGAGAGGGAGGCGUAAGUAGCAGAGAGGGAGGGGAUAAGGUAUAGAGUGGGUUUAGCACACUCCACACUGUUUUCACCAAUCACAAUAGCUCCUCUCCUCACCUCUAUAUCCGCCACCGUUGAGGUGUAUGACAAUUUUCAUGAAGUAGUUGAAGAGAUCAAGAGAUGGCUGAAGACAGUAAUGCCACACGAUGGCGACAGAAGGCUGCCCUUCAACAAGUGUUGCGGUAAGCGCUGAGGAGGGCGUUCUCCACACCCUCUCAAAUAAGCACAGAGGGAUUUGGUGUGUGUAAGGUUGUACCCACUGGUAAGACAAACACCCUUUUCCACAAAUAAAGACAAUCACAACCUACAAAGGUGGGUGUGCCCACAGAUUAAAACAUAAACAAAUUCUAAUAGUGGCAUUAAGAUCGGAACCACCUGUGCGUAAAGGACGCACCACGCUUCGUGACCUGGCUCUUCCUUUCAUUGAUAUUGGCAUAUAAAAUGAACUUGACUCACCCAACUGAAUAUUACAGUAUUUGUAUGUGGGUCUGACACCGGGUUGAAUAUUCACAGAAUUUUAAGGAUGUGAGAACAUUAGAUAAACGGGUAAUUUUAAAUAAGGUUUUGUUUUUUUUUCUGCAAAUUUUUGAAGUAAAUAACUUAUCUGAAGUAAAUCAAUCAUCUGGUCAGCUGCCACAGCAGCAGCAGGACGGGGAGAGGACACAGAGACAUGUCCGGCUGGAGCUGCAUGAGAAAGAAAAGGAAGAGAAAGAGAGAAAAAGUGGGGAGACAAAUUAUCAUGUGUGACUAUUUACUGGAUAUUAAAUGCGGUUUUAGCUGUGUUAAUUCAGUCAAAUGUGUCAAAACGCAUGCCAAACACGCUCAUCAGAUAAGAUAGAUCAGAAUAUAUCGAUAUAGAUCUAAAUGUAUGUGCUGACUCAGAUAGUUGCACUGAAUUUUCAGGGCUGUACGUUAACUUUUUGUGUCCAUAGCACCGGUGCUACAGAGGUUGACAAUCUUGUAGCAUAAGACAAAAACUUGUACUUGCACGAUAUAUGACAUGUCUAUCUAAGAAACCGGUUGUGUGACUGGCAAACGACACGUUGUACAUAUUGUAUACAGUAAAUAAAAUCCAAACAAGUUUUUUUUAGAAACAUUUGAUUUAUUUCUUUUAUAGGACAAAAAUAAAAAAGCUAAACCAACUUGAUGCUUAAUACUAAAUAAGAACUGCACUUUAAUUUAAAACAGUUGUAAUCACAUCACAGUAGGCAUGUCAUCUGACCACUUCUUCAAGAGUGACUUUCUGGCCCUCUUGGAAGACGACAUCCAGUGUUCUGCAGCACGACUGGUUUCAAACUCCUCAAAAGGACAACUUUCUGAGCUGAUUCGGAUUAAGUCUUCAGUUGAGGAGACAUGGAGGCUGCUGUGGGUAGAGUUUUAAAUAUGAUUUUGCGAUGAGAAUCCACGCUCACAGCGAGUGGAGGAGAUUGGCUUUACCAGGAGAAUUUCUGCCAAGUGUAGGAAGUUCUGAAAUAAAAGUAUUUAUAAGUAAAACUACUUAUUCAGAUUUCCUAAUGCAAAUUUGUAAAUUCUUAAGAAUGUUUAAUGCUGCCCAUAUACCUUGAAGUCUGAGCAAUAGGGCUCCUUGGUAAGAAGUGUCUGCGACAGUCCUAAGUAGCACUUAUCUGCAAACCUGGUCCUGACAAGGGCUUUUAUCUGCUGCCAUUCCUGUUGCUCUUGGUGAAGCUGGCAUCCACCCCUUUGUCAACAUAGAUAAGAGGGAGAUUGAUUAGAGAAGGGAAUGAGAUAUGGAAACAUUUAGGCACUCUGAACAUGUAGAUGUGAUUGAAAAAAAGCUUGUGUUUUGUUUGGACCUCUAUUCAAAUCUAAUGCUCAAAUGUCCAUGUUCUUUGUUGCUGCAUCCACUCACUGUCUAAGAAGCCAUGGUCCAGCAGUUCCCUUAAACUCUCUGGCCAUGUGUCAUGGUUGAAUAUUUUGAAGCAGUUGACUAUACUUUCUUCUGAAUCAAUCAGCACACAGCUGAAGCGUGACCUCAUCUCUGUUACAGCAAUAUCAACAGCUGCUGAUACAAAACCCAAUUCCAUUGAAGUUAGGAAAGUGUGAUAAAUGUAAAUAAAAACAGAAUACAAUGAUUUGAAAAUCCUUUUCAAACUAUAUUCAAUUGAAUACAAAACAAAGACAAGAUAUUUAAUGUUCAAACUCAUAAACUUUGUUUUUUUGCAAAUAACUAUUCACUUUAGAAUUUGAUGGCAGCAACACAUGACAAAGAAGUUGGGAAAGGUGGCAAAAAAUACUGAGAAAUUUGAGGAAUGCUCAUCAAACAACCAUUUGGAACAUCCCACAGGUGAGCAGGCUGAUUGGGAACAGGUGGGUGCCAUGAUUGGGUAUAAAAGCAGCUUCCCCAAAAAUUCUCAGUCAUUCACAAGCAAGGAUGGAGCGAGGUUCACCACUUUGUGAACAACUGUGUGAGCAAAUAGUUGAACAGUUUAAGAACGUUUCUCAAAGUACAAUUGCAAGUAAUUUAGGGAUUUCAACAUCUAGGGUCCAUAAUAUCAUCAAAGUUAAAACUCUACUAUCCAAAGCAAAAACCAUUUAUCAACAACAUCCAGAAACGCAGCCGGCUUCUCUGGGCCCAAGCUCAUCUAAGAUGGACUGAUGCAAAGUGGGAAAGUGUUCUGUGGUCUGGAGAGUCCACAUUUCAGAUUGUUUUGGGAAAUAGUGGACGUUGUGUCCUCCGGGCCAAAGAGGAAAAGAACCAUCUGGGUCGACAUAAAGUUCAAAAGCCAGCAUCUGUGAUGGUAUGGGGGAGCAUUAGUGCCCAAAGCACGGGUAACUUCCACAUCUGUGAAGGCAACAUUAAUGCUGAAAUGUACAUACAGGUUUUGGAGCAACAUAUGCUGCCAUCCAAGCAAUGUCUUUUUCUUGGACGCCCCUGCUUAUUUCAGCAAGACAAUGCCUAGCCACACUCUGCACGUGUUACAACAGUGUGGCUUCGUAGUAAAAGAGUGCAGGUACUCCACUGGCCUGCCUGCAGUCCAGACCUGUCUCCCAUUGAAAAUGUGUGGUGUAUCAUAAAGCGUAAAAUCCGGCAACGGAGACCCCGGACUGUUGAACAACUGAAAUUGUACAUCAAGGUAAUGUAACACAGUGGUAAACAUGCCCCUGUCCCAACUACUUUGGCACGUGUUGCAGCCAUGAAAUUCUGAGUUAAUUAUUCUUUGCAAAAAAAAAAAAAGUUUAGGAGUUUGAACAUUAAAUAUCUUGUCUUUGUAGUGUAUUCAAUUGGAUAUAGGUUAAAAGGGAUUUGCAAAUCAUUGUAUUCUGUUACGUUUAUCACAGUUUCCCAACUUCAAUUGAAUUGGGUUUUGUACAUGUGGACCAGCACCUGUCAAAUGGACCUGCCCUUUCAGCUUCAUGCUCUGCAAAUUAACACGAAAAUAAUAUACCAUUAGUGACUGAAACCAUUGAUUUCAUGUCUUUGCAUAUUUCAAUCCAAUAUGUAAUUUCUCCUCAACCUAAGCCUUGUGAAAAAUAAUGUAUUUUCGAAAUAUUAUCUUAUUUCCUAUUGCACCUGAAACGUUACACUCUCUCCCUCAGCCAUCAGCCAUAAAGUGGCUGAACACACAGAACUGUGCUGACUCCAUCUCACUCUUGAUCUACAAAAUCAUUUCAGAGAUUUUAAUAACAUCCGUGUCUUUAAACAACCAGGAUAAAAUGUAUUAGAAGCCAACAUUUCAUUUGAAAUACAUUACCUUUAGUGCUCUUCCUUUAAUGUCAGCAGAGGGAGAGCUUGCAGCCAAGUGGCUCAUGUACUGCAAUGUUGCAGUACACUGGGCUGGGGAUUUUAGAAGGGCAAGCAAUGCUGGCUCAACAUGUGGAACCCACCGUGUCCCUAGAACAAUCAUUCGUUACUUGAACAGCACAAAAUACUUACAGGUACUGAGGAAAAUAAUGAAAUGUUAGUGGUUAAGAGAAAUACCUUUGACACUGAAAGGGUUGCUGAUGUUAACCCCCCAGCAUUUUGCCCACUUCUUGCAGCUCCCGCUGUGAUUUUGGGCUGUAAUGGUAGGUCUAACAGAUAAGGUGGAGGAGAUCAUUCUCUUUAACAACCAUGGGCUCCUUCUCUGGACAUUCAGCAUAGCAAACUCCAACCUAUUAAGGAGAGUAUAAAAACUAGGCUGAUUCAUAAAAAUUCAGUAUAAAUGUAAUAUGGGUUGUUUGACUGAAUAUACUGGGAUGGGGCAAAAGUUGCAGUAAUAAUGUAAUGGUGGGAUGACUAAACAAGAAAGUAUUAAAUUACUCUUGAUUUAUCUUUAAAGCUCAUAUUAACAGACGUAUUUUGAACACAGCACAGAACCUAUGAGCCAUGCAGUGGAGGGCAACGAUAUGUUCGCCAGGGGCAAAAACAACACCACAUUGCCCCAUGUUUGAUGCUUCAUGCUUUGGGGCUGUUUUUCUUCAGCUGGAACUGGUGCCUUAGUCAAGGUGGAUGGAAUUAUGAACAGUUCCAAAUACCAGUCAGUGUUGGCACAAAAACUUUGGCCUUCCACUAGAAAGCUGAAGAUGAAGAGGAACUUCAUCUUUCAGCACGACAAUGACCCAAAGCACACAUCUAAAUCAACAAAAGAAUGGCUUCACUGGAACAAGAUUGAGACUUUUGAAUGGCCCAGCCAGAGCCCAGACCUGAAUCCCAUCGAACAUUUGUGGGGUGACCUGAAGAUGGCUGUGCAUAGGAGAUGCCCUUGCAAUCUGUCAGAUUUGGAGCGGUUUUGCAAAGAAGAGUGGGCAAAUAUUGCCACAUCAAGAUGUGCCACGCUGAUAGGCUCCUACCCAAAAAGACUGAGUGCUGUAAUAAAAGCCAAAGGUGCUGCAACAAAGUAUUAGUUCAAGGGUGUGCAUAUUUAUGCAACCAGGUUAUUUUAACUUUUCUAUUUUUUAUUUUUCCCUUUGAAGGUUUCAGUUUGUUUUUCAAUUGCGUUGUAGAGGUUAUAGGCCACAUUAAAGGUGGAAAAAGUUGUGAAAAUAUUUAUCUUGCUGUCAUUUUCUUACAUCACUAAAACCUGGCAGUUGAACAGGGGUGUGUAGACUUUUUAUAUCCACUGUAUACCUUAGGGACAUGCCUACUUUCACAACUGGCCCUUGAUUGGCUGACAACCCUCGUCACGGAACAGAUUUUCUCAAGCCUGUUUACAAAGCCAGGUGGAGAGGCAGAAGUGUGAUCUGCUCUCAGAUCAUUUUCAGGCCCUCCUGUCAAUUUUUUAGACAUGACGGUCACACCUCCCGCUGUCUGUUUGCCUCUGCAGGAUGCUGCUCCAGGAAACAGGAAACACUACAGGAAAACUACAAAUCUGCCAUAAUGGACCAAAAGGGAAAAUCAUCCUAUAGACUAGGAUAAGGCGAGAGUCAUCCGCACCAAGGACAGUAAGCACCAGAGCUGGAUUAGGGAAGCUAUCGAACAACAUAACACCAGCUGAUAUGAAAGUAUACGUGUCUGAAAUAAAAGAAAAAAAGAAAACUGUUUUUACCAAGUAUCUUAUCUUUAUUGGCUCAAGUAAAAAUAAAAAAUAAACUGCAGCAACAACACUGCAAAAGAUGGAGGUAAAAUUUCCCAGACCUUCCGUAAUACUCUUCAUUUUUACAGACAUACAGUCAAACACACAAACAGGCACAUACACACAUAAAACCCUGGCCUCUAAAUAUAUCCCUGGCUGGUUCAUGACACAGACGCACACACAGCAGUGGUCAUGUGUGCAUGACAUCACAGCUUGCCCUGCAUGUGUGCCGUCCUCCAGCUGCAUCAUAGAGCUGAACAUUUUUCCUGACCUCAUUUCAAAUUUACAACUAGCUCUGAAACAGACUGAUGACUAUGUCAGAGACGAGCUGUUCAUUCUCUGCUCAACAAGACAAUUUAUGGAAAGAAACUGCCGUUCAGAGGUCAACCUGCUGCAGUAAAAGGCUGUUUUCUGAUGCGCUUCCUCCUGCAUGAUUCCUGAUUGUUCAGCUGCAGUCAGAACAGAGGUCAAGGGUCAGACAGAUGGUAUCUGUCAGGCUUUUAAUGUCAGGAUGGUUUCAGUAUACCAUCCUUAUUUUCAGGCUAAAUGCAGUCUGAUCAUUCUUUGACUUUAUGGACAAUAGAAAAGCUAGUAAAACUAUGUACUGUAGAUUAUAUCACAUCACAUCUCUCGCAACAACAGUUUAAACGUCCCUUACUAUAUAAGACAUAGUUUUUCUUGCUUAUACAUGCAGUAUAUACUGUAGACAUCCUCGAGCCUUGCACCCCUACCAACAUGCAAGCCAAAAAGCUCUGCAUUGUUUCUGCACCCACUUACUGAGAAAGCAUAGCUUCUUCAGGGUGAUUUAGAUGGUUUCCUGUGGUGAUGUGCAUGGGCAUGCAGGCAAUGCAACUCCCACUUCUUGAGCAUUCCACUUCUUCCUACAUUGUCACAGUUUUGCUUCGCUGUUGCAGAGUCAAGAUGUCAAAGGUUAAAGCUAGCAAUCAUGGCAAUAGUGGGUCAGGAUCAAGAGUCUUGAAAGAGCAAUAAAGUAAAUAAUCCAAAGGGAGCUGUGUGCACCCUCUGGAAAUGUUAUGAGCUAAAACUCUAUAAUGUUUAGUUUUUGACGUAUCAGGGAAGAGUAGUGUUCCUUAGUCAGCAUGAAUAGCCUCAGCUGAACCCAACGUUUAAUUUAAAUGAGUAAGAGUAAGAGAUGAUUUGAUUGCCUUUUGGUUGGAGCAGAGCCUAACGUCAGUCUGGUGGGAAACUGUUGUACAUUCAGCUUUUAACUAAUGAACAUUAAACAAUCAAGAAGCAAAAUGCAGUUGAAGCAGAGUAAAUGUCAUCAACCCUCCAGCACAUCAGAAAGUGCAGACACACAGGAGAUUAAGUGUGACUGCUCUUCCUUCAAGUGUAAUAAGUACAUGUAGUUGUUUUCUUUUCAAGGCUAUGAUGGAGAUCUGCUCUGUCAGGAAAUAAACCGCCCAGCCUGACAUGUGAAAACCUGGUGUAGACAUCCACAUUGAAGUGAGCCUCUGCAACAUAAAUCAGUGUAACUCUUCUCUCUGUAUGAAUGAGCAUCUGAGCUGCUCUGUCAGUGCACUAAAGAUGUUUUCCCCUCAGCUGAGCUGAUGUCAUGUGCUGCAGCCCAUAAUAACUGGCUUUUUCAGGCCUAUAUGGGUUAAUCCGCUGUUACAUAAGGCCAGCUUUAAUGGCUCUGUGUGUUUUGCUGCAGGUGAUGGCUUUAAUGGUUUACACGUUAAUUUCCACUUUAGACUCUGACCAGUACCAGCAUAGCAGGUAAAGAUAAUAACCACAGAGUGUAUUCACACACACAAGGACUCUCUCUAUAUCUCUCCCUCUCUCUGCUUCAGACACACACACACACACACACACACACACACACACACACACACACACACACACACACACACACACACACACACUUGUCACACAGACUGUUUGUGACAGAGGUUGACUGAGGUAAAGACUUCCUUGUGGCCACUGGACCCAGAGUGGGUGUAUUUUUACCCUGAUACAACAGAACUGCUCUGAAAACCUUUACUGCAGAGACUUUUAAAAGGCAGAAAUGACAACAAAAAACACUGGGAGUAUUUAACCAGCCAUUAUGGUUACUUUAGCAGAGAUAAAAAAAUUUUUGUGUUAUUGUUAAAGGGCUUCUUUUAAUAACUCUAAUACGAAUGUGUAUGUUUGUGAUGGAAAGACAAGUUGAACAUUCUUGGCCUGGUGUUAUAAGGUUUUUUGUUUGUUUUUAUUUUGUUUAAAUAUCAUUUGAAGUUCAUCUUUGUAUUGUCAGCUUCAUUACCAUCGUCAUGAUUCAUCUUCACCUGACUUUUGUCUUCUAAAGGAUCAAAAACUCCCCUUUAAACUUGUACAAACUCAUCCUCAUAAGAUAAAUUCAACAAACAGCAAACUUGGUUCAAAGUGCUUUCAAUCUUGAGUUUGAGGUAAGGCUGCACAAUAAUGGAAAAAACUAACCUUGCGAUUUUUUUCAACCCUGUGAUAUAUAUUGCGAUAUUAAAAAAUACAGGAAUUUUCACCGGAUGACCUGAAUAGCACUUAAUGUUAUGCUGCACCGCUGAAGUCUUGAGGACAGUUAACCUGCACUGAUCUUACCUCUUUUUUGUUAAUGUUUGUAGAAUGACUUCUGUCUGUCUCAGAGAUAUUUUUAGCUGUUAUUGUGCUGGGACAUUAUUGUGGCAACAGAUGAUCACAGAACAAGUGUUUUGGUCGACAUCAUCCUUCUUUUAACCGAAAUAAUUCCAGAUAAAUGACUUUCCUUUUCUUUUUGGCAACAAAUCUUCAUUUUCGGUGGUUUUCUCUUGUUCGUUGCUCAUUUGCAAUCGUUGUUGUUGUUGUUACCGGUGUUUUGCAGAGAAACGCAUGUCCUCCAAGAAUUGCAUGCAUCUCGCAAAAUGCGCACCGCUUAUAGUAGAGUGGUCCACGGAAAUAUACAUUGUAAAACCCAUACAGUUCUUAUUUGUUGGGCUUAACAGUCAUGAGUAAAGUUCCGAAGUAAUUUUCAGUGGACAUGCAUUUCUCGGCUCAACACCAGCAGCCAGCGACUCACUCCAUGUGCAGGGGUGUGGUUUCCGCCUCUGUGAUUUUGAUUGACAGCUGGCAGGGUAGUGUGAUUGACAACUGAGUUAAGAAUGAAGGUGAUUGGUGGAUCGCUGCACAGCACAUGCAGAGUCAAUUGCAGUGUAUCUCAGUCGGCUACCCUUGAAAUUAGAUGAGUUCAUUCACCUCCGACAUCGCAGGCUCUGCGAUGUGACUAUUGCACAUAUGUACAUUGCGAUGACGAUGCUCGAACGAUAUAUCGUGCAGCCCUAGUUUGAGGUGUCAUAUGGUACCUUUUUUAUGUUGGGUAAGAUGAAGCCUCUUUUACAAACUCAACUAAAGAUCUGUUUCUGGUAAAUUAAGGUGCAGAUCUUAACUUGUAUUUCAUAAAACAGCAUAGAUAUAAUGAAAAGAUGUAGUUUAGUUCCUGUUCGGCAGUGAUAUGAUGGGCAUUGAAUCCUCACUGUUGCUGUGUGUCUGUGUCCCACAGAGGAUGUCCUGACCAAGGAUGCUGGAGAAUGUGCAAUCUGCCUGGAGGAUCUGGCACAGGGAGACACCAUCGCUCGCCUUCCCUGCCUCUGCAUCUAUCAUAAAGGGUAUGAAGCUCUGUGUAGGCAAAUUCUGCAUCUCUCAUGUCCUUAUUUAUUCCCUAAAUAUGUGAAAGACAGAUGUCUGUAUAGCUCCUCCAGUAUAGAGAAAGAAAUAAUUGUAAAGUUCAGGUGGAGGAUUAUGAUGGUGUUUGACCUCUGAUUGUACAAAAUUCCAGAGUGCACAUUCAAGGAGUAAAGGGGAAAAGACACCUGAGUGAUGAUGACUAAAGCAUUAAGGGGACCACUGUAUCCUAAAUAAUAGAUCAAGUGUAUCUAAAAACAGCGGUCAGCAUCCAAAGGUCCAUUGAAUCUCCUGUAAGAAGCCUUUAACUUGUGUUGUCUUAUGCCAUCUAUACAUCAGAGGCAUUUGAGAAGAUUUGGAAAAGAAUCCUGGAACACUAUCAGCUCACACCUGCUCACAUCUAGAGACAUACUGAGUUUGAGGUAGCUCUUAAAAAAACUGUGAGUUGGGUGAAGCUGGAUGAUAAUAUCAAACACAUUUGAUACUGAACAUGUUUGAAAUUAUCAACUAAACCAAGCACAUUUGAUAUUACCACAAACUCAGGACUAGGAAAUGACUGAUAUGAAACAGAGCAGAUCACCACCUCAAAGUGAACAAUUGUGAUGACUGGAGCGCACUGUGACUCUGCUGUAACUCCAGGAUAACUUCAGGAUUUACUUAAAACUUCCAGCUUUUAGUCUGGGACUGUGAAAAUUUUUUGGUGGACGCCCAGCGUAAGGCCAGCUAUCCACCGGAGAUGAGAAAAUUUGGAAAAAAAACUCCUGGAAAACUAUCAGCUCACACCUGCUCACAUUUAAAGACAAGUGUUUAUAGGGUUUGCGAUAUUAUUCAACGUGUUUGAUAUUAUCAAAUGUAACACAACCAACAACAAGUAGAUGAGCUCUGACAAAAACGGAAAGGGACUCCUGACAUUCAAAAGUGGAAGAAGAACGUAUAAAUUACUAGUUUGCGUUUUAGUUUUUAACUGCCAUGUAAAUGUACACACACAUAUCCUGUUUGUAUGUUUAGGCUUGAGUUAAUGAAUGCAGCCAAUGACCAGUGCUGUUCAAGUGGCCUCUUUUGGCCAAAUGUCUUUUUUCUUGUUUUGUCCUGAAAUGCAUCAAUCAAACAAUAAACUCAGUGUGAAGGAAAUUGUCCUUCAUUAGAUUAUUAUACUUACACAUUGGGCUCUAUUUUCGUGUCUGCCGGCGAUGCGGCGGAGGGUGGCGGACCCCAUGCAGUGGUAUUUUCAUCUGGCGGAGCCUGGCGCACAGCCAGUUUGGUAUUUUCGUAGACUGAGCCGCGCUGAGGUCCACCAAGCUGGGCGUGGAUGCGCAGUGAGGGGAGGUGUCAACAGAAUCAGCUAGCGCAGUGACAUUUUCAUGCUCGCCGGUGGCGUCUAAAGUGCGCUGAAAGCUUGCCAAUUCAAACCUGGUCAGCUUUCAGUGCAGGCAGAGUGCAGCUGGUCUAGAGGUAUUUUGGUAGACCAGCGGCGUAUUGCGCUUACGUCACCAAUGCCUCACAGGCAGGUUUCCACAGUGUCAGGCACAUUUCAGUGCAAUAAAUAAUCAUCAACAACCACUAUUCAGUGCAACUGUCUGAAUCAGCACAUUUAGAUCUGUAGUGUUUGGCACGCGUUUGGACACUCCACCUGACCGAAUCAACACAGCUGAAACCACAUUAAAUUAAAUAUCCAGUAAACAGUCACACAUGAUGAAGUUAACAAAAUAUUUAAUUUGUCUCCCCGCUUAUUCUCCUUCUUCCUCACGCAGCUCAAUAGGUGUUGUGCCGUAGACGCUGCAGAUGUGUCGCACACUGGGUCUGUACAUAGUCAACUGUCAGCUUCGAGGGGACUCCAUCGGUCUCUUCACACACACGCACACAGCUCUGCUUUUGGCAACAGCACAGUAGACUAUAUUAGACCUAGACCCCUUCUGUCUUAGGGCAUUCACAUGUAGCACAGCCCAGUAGGCUCAACCGCUCCAAACAGCCUUACAGGUGGACAAGUCAUAGCAAAGAUGAUGAUCAGAGAGCAAUUACUUGAGGCCAAGUAAUGAUGGCCUCAAUCAGGCUGUUGGGGGUAUUAACAAUAUAUUUGACCAAACAGCAUCUCUAUCCAAUCUAAACAAAUCUAAGCAUCAUGGUUCAAACAAAUCAACUGAUGAAAAGUUGUCAGAUUCUGGCUGCAGAUCUCUGAGAGAAACACUCCGUAAAUUAUCCAAUAAAAAAAACAAAAACCUGGCAACCUGAUAAUCUAGAGCUCCGCCUUCGUUACUGGGAAUCACCGAAGUUAUAUAGAAAAACACUGAGCACUAUAAAGAAACAACAUGCGCAGCACCUCCUAGGAGAAAUUGAAGAGUCUAUUGACUCCUAUAAUUUUUGGAAAAAAUGGCAUUCAUUUAAGAAAUUUAACAAAGAAGAACUGGCUAUUCAAAAUGGUGACAUUUGGAAAAAACACUUUGAAAAUCAAUACGGUGCAAUCCCUCUGGAUUCAGCCCCAAAUAAUCUGCUAAACAGAUUAGAAGCCCUUGAAUCAGUUGUUAAAGACAAUCAAAACCCUCUAGAAUAUGUUACUAAUGAAGAGUAGCUGCUGACCAAGAUCCAGGCUGUGCAUCCAAGGAAGGCAAGUGGACUGGAUCGCAUCCUAAAUGAAAUGCAUCAGUUUAGCAACCACAAACUCAGGACUGCCUUAUUGAAAUUAUUCAAUCUUAUUUUGAUCAUCAGACAUUUUCCAGACACCUGGAGCCAAGGAAUAAUCACUCCAAUCCCACAAAAGUGGAGACAAGUAUGAGCCCAACAACUACAGAGGCAUAUUUGUCAGCAGCAACCUAGGGAAGUUAUUCUGCAGCGUCGUUAACAGCCAUCUGCAAAACUUCCUCAGUGAGCACCAUGUCCUGAACAAGAGUCACUUUGGAUUUACACCCCAACACAGAACCACUGACCAAAUCUACACCCUCCACACCCUCAUCCAGAACAUGUUCACCAGGACAAAAACAAAAUCUUUGCUUGUUUUGUAGAUUUCAAAAAAGCAUUCCAUUCAAUUUGGCAUCAAGGCCUAUUUCUGAAAAAGGUAUUGAGGGAAAAAUCUAUGAUAUAAUCAAAACUGUGCAUAAAUAAUCAAUGCAUGGUGAAAAUUGGAACCAUGGAAACAGACUUCUUCUCCCAAAGUAGAGGGCUGCAGUCUCAGCCCCACCCUCUCCAAUAUCUAUAUUGAUGAUUUGGCCAAAUCCCUGGAAGAGUCAGACAUCCCCGGUCUCACUCUCUCUGACACACAAGUCAAGUGCUUACUUUUUGCAGAUGAUCUAAUCCUGCUCGCUCCAUCUAAGGAGGCUCUGCAAAAACAAUUAGAUCAUCUACAAGAAUUCUGUCUGACCUGGGCCCUUACCCAGACAAGACAAGUCAUGGUUUUUCAGAAAUGACCCAAGUGUCAGAAAGACCAACACCGGUUCCUCCUGGACUCUACAGACAUACGACACACACACAGCUACACACAGCCCUUUGAAUUCAGAUCCAAAAAAGGGCAAUCAAAUUCUACCAACACCUCAAAGCCAGCCGCCCCAGCUCCUACCACUACAAAGCCCUGCAGAACCAAGAGAAGAACAGACACGGGAGCCCCCUCAGCCAGCUGGUCCACAGGCUCAGCUCCACGAGCACCAAGACCGCCCUCACGCAAUCCGGCCCCCCAACCAAAUUAUAUAAAAACAAAAAGACAACUACAUUAACUAUUGGACAUCUACAACCGCAACCCAAAGCAAACUUCAAUGCUAUCUGGCCCUUAACAGACAAUACUCCAUGGCAGAUUACCUGAGUUCAGUAACUGACCCCAAAGAAGAGGAGAACCUUGACUGUGUACAGACUCAGCAACCACAGCCUGGCCAUAGAAAGCGGCUGCCACAGGCAGACCUGGCUGCCUAGAGAGGAGCAACUGUGUCGGCUCUGUCCUCACACACAGCUGGAGACAGAGCAGCACUUCCUGCUGCACUGUGACACAUACACACACAUCAGGACACACACACAUACACUAAACACACAUAAACACCCAGCUUCACCCAACUCACAGACCAGGAAAGGUAAAGACAUCUUCUAAGAGAGCAAAGGGCCACUGCUUUAGAAGCAGCAAAAUAUGUGAAUACAUGCCAUCAAAAAAGAGAAGAAGAGCUGCUUAAAAUAACCUGAACAGCUGCUCUUGAGUUUGACCAACAACAUAAUACUACUAACACUAUUUGUUCAUUAUUGUUAUGUUAUUGUUGUUGUUGUUGUUAUUGAUGUUAAUGUUGUGUUGUUGUACUAGUAUUUUAAUGCUUUGGCAAUAUUAUUAUAACAGUCAUGCCAAUCAGCCUUAUUGAAACUGAAAUUGAGAGAGAUGGACAGAGGAGAGACUGAUAGAGGGAGAUGAAGAAAGAGAGAGAUGAGGCUCUAUUUUUGUGCCACGCCAGCGGCCUUCGCCAAAAACCGGCGAAGGCACAGCAUUAGUCCCUAACUCAGUUCUUUCCAGCAGCGUAAGUAGCAAAGAGGGAGGGGGUAAGGCAUGAGGUGGGUCAGCCGAGUCCUGUUUUCACCAAUCACAUCAGCUCCUCUCCUCACCUUUAAAUCCGCCACCGUCGAGGCGUAUAUCAAAUUUUGUUAAGUAGUAAAAGAGAUGACUAAGGACAGCAACACCAUACGCCAUACGAUGGUGACAGAAGGCAGCCCCUUAACAAGUGUGUCGCGGAAAGCCCUGUCGCCACAGCAGCAGCAGGAGUGGAGAGAGGACAUGGAGACAUGUCCGGGUCGAGCUGUGCGAGAAAGCAGAGGAAGAGAGAAAGGGGGCAGGAGACGAAUUCAAUAUCUUGUUUACUUUAUCAUGUGUGACUAUUUACUGGAUAUUUAAUUUAAUGCAGUUUCAUCUGUGUUAAUUCAGUCAUGUUGAGUGUCCAAAUGCAUGCCAAACAUGAUCAUAAGAUAAGAUAUAGAUCAGGAUAUAUCGAUAUAGAUCUAAAUGUAUGUGCUGACUCAGAUAGUUGCACUGAAUAUUGGUUGUUGUUGAUUAUACAUUGCACUGAAAUGUGCCUGACACUGUGGAAACCUGCCGGUGAGGCAUCUGUGAUGUAUGCACACUUUGCCGCCAGUCUACCAAAAUACCACUAGACCAGCUGCGCUCUGCCUGCGCUGAAAGCUGACCAGGUUUCAAUCGGCGGGCUUUCAGUGCACUUUCCACACCAAGUACGAAAAUGUCACUGCACCAGCUGAUUCUGUCGACACCUCCCCUUACCGCGUCACCACGCCCAGCUUGGUGGACCUCAGUGUUCCUCGAUCUACGAAAAUACCAAACGAGCUGCACUGGGCUCUGCCAGAUGAAACUACUACUGCACGGGGUGCGCAACCCUCCGCCACGCCACAGGCAGGCACAAAAAAAAGAGCCCAUGGACAAAGACAUUACAACAACAGUACCUUCAGAUGUUUGUUCACAGUGACAGAGAUAAUGGAACAAGGAUUAUUGACAAGAACAGCAUGAUAAUGAUUACAGACUGAUCUGAGUUUGAUUUAUGGAACAUAGUAGAGUCAAUCCAGAAACAGCUCCUGUAGAGGAUGGUAAGAAUAACCAAAACUGACAUGACAGAGAUUGGUUCUCUGUGUGGGAGAACAUCCACAGCCUGUGCUCAUCCAAUGCCUCUUUGUCUAAAUAAAACUUUCAAAAGGUCCCGGAAGUUCAUCUAACCCAGAAAUACAGAAGAGGGAACGGAUAGGCAAGAACUGAGUGUUAGUAUAGUGACUAGGAACGAAAACAAAGUCACUGAGAGGCUAAGUGAGGGAGCUUCCGCAUUGGUGACUCGCUACACAAACCACAAGCCAUUUCCGUGUUUUCCGACUGAGUUCACAUUUAUUUCCAACGCCGCACAAACAGACAGACAGGGCAAGGCAAGGCAAGGCAAGAUGAUCUAUGGGCUUAGUUUGAUGUUUAAAUCAAGCGGUCAACAAAAAAUACGCUCUCCCUACUCACCCCCUCUCCAUGCAGCCGCCGCAGCACCCAGGUGACUAUAUGUCCAUUCAUUCAAUCAUUCAAUCAUCGCGCCUUGACCACACCCCCUCGUGACGUGCAUGAAAGGUGCAGCCCAGACAGUUGAUGUCAACACACACAAACCUAACCACUUCUGCAUAUGGCACCUACAACCCAGCCCCUAAUUAUUACCAUUAUAAUAAUUACACUAUGACAAAUAAACGAACCACGAAAUCCACCAAUGUUCUUGUAAUAGUCCAUCAAUACAGUUCAUCAAUGUGCUCUUCUUCCUGGAACACAAGUCAAGUCUAGCCAAGUUCAAAAGUUCAGACACACAGCUUCACGGAGGAAAGUCAUGUCGUGCUGUCGGUCAGUAAAGUCAAUCAAACUAUCCUUCCAGAACGGAAGAGUCAGGCAUCCGAUUCCUGCAGAAGACAGACUUUGGUUAUGGGCCUUUCCAAGGAGCUGGUCUUGGUCUUGAUCUGCAGCCGUCGCACAAAUCCUCUUCUGUCUGGGAAGGUUUGGAUAACCCUUCCCAUGACCCACGAGUUCCGUGGUGCUGUUUCAUCCACAAUAAGCACAACGUCCCCUUCUACAAAGUUGCGCUUGAUACCAGUCCACUUCUGACGUUCCUGCAACUGUGGCAAAUACUCCUUAGUCCAUCGCUUCCAAAAUAAAUCAGACAUGUACUGGACCUGCCUCCAGCGUCGAUGAGCGUAGAUGUCGUCUCUUUGAAACUGCCCAGGUGGCAGGGAAGGAGAGGUUUUCAACAGCAAGAGAUGGUUAGGCGUCAGAGCUUCGAGGUCGUUAGGGUCGGUUGAGGCCUUAGUAAUUGGACGGCCGUUAAUGACUGCUUCCACCUCACAGAGGACAGUGUGUAAUCCCUCCUCAUCCAGAUUUUGAACUUUCAAGAUGGAGUUCAAGACCUUGCGCACUGAUCUGAUCAACCUUUCCCAGGCACCACCAUGGUGCGAUCCAGCUGGGGGGUUAAAAAUCCAUUUCACCUCCUUCUGAAGAAGAACACCAUUUAUCUGAGCUUGAUUCCAACCUCUGAUAGCCUCUCUCAGCUCACGCUCUCCUCCAAUAAAGUUCGUUCCAUUGUCUGAUCGAAUUUCUUGGACUUGGCCACGUCUUGCCAUGAAUCGUCGUAGUGCAUUAAUAAAGGCGUCUGUAUCCAGCGAAGGAGCCACUUCGAUAUGAACAGCCCGUAUUGCCAAACAGGUGAACAUGACUCCAUAUCUCUUUACAAUGCUCCUCCGGCUCUUAACCUCGAAUGGUCCAAAGUAGUCCACACCGACUCUGGUGAAUGGAGGUUCGUCUGGGCAGACCCUGUCAACAGGAAGAUCAGCCAUCAGCUGACACCCUGGGGCAGCUUGCAACCUGCGGCAGACAACACACUUUGACAAAAUUCUCCUUAUGGCUGUGCUGACCCCAGGAAUCCAGUAUCUUUCACGUAGUUUGGACAACAUGUAGUUGCGUCCUCCAUGACCAACUUGUUGAUGUAUGUGUCUCAGGAGAACGUCUGAAAUGUGGAGCUCUUUGGUCAGAAUGGCAGGGUGUUUUGCGUCUUCAGGUAAGGCUGCUCGGCUCAACCGACCACCAACCCUCAGGAUACCAUCCUCCAACACAGGAGCGAGCUUGAAGAUGUGACUUCUCCUUUUCACACUUUCGCCCUUCUGCAAACUAGAGAGUUCAUCAGGAAACCUCUUCCUCUGACAAAACCUGAUGAUUUCCUUUUCAGCUACCUGCAACUCGUCUACCGUGAGGAAACCUCUCGGUGCCAGGUCUUUGAACCCUCCUUUUCCAAGCUCCGAGGACGGUCUUUGUUGUUUCCCUGACUCCGACUGAGUGGACGCAGAGUCAGUCCUCUUCUGGCUGAGACCCCGCAGCAUGUUUUUUAGCCUGAGAAACCAAGCCACAGCCCUUCUCAGAUGGGUCCAAGAGGAAAAAUGAUGGAUUAGUUGAGUGGUUGCAUCCACAUCCUCUGAGGCCUGCACUGCAUUCACUGCCACACUGGCCUUGACUUCUGGAUCGUUCAGCAGGAGUUCGCCCAAGCAAUCUGGACUCACAGGCCAGUCUCGCUCAGGUUGCAGGAGAUAUGCAGGUCCUGACAACCACGCCUUGUUCCUCAGGAACAUGUCAACCCUCAGUCCCCUGGAGGCCACAUCUGCAGGAUUGCUUAGGGUGUUUACAUACUUCCACUGCGAUGGAUCUGACACUUUGAGUAUUUCUGCUACCCUGUUGGCGACAAAGGUACGGAACCUGGAAGUCUCAUUCCUGAUGUACUUCAGCACAGAGGUGCUGUCAGUCCAAAACGUUGACUCUAUUAAUGACAUGUGCAACUCCUUUUUCCAAAAGGUGUCCAGACGGCUUGCCAUUGUAGCAGCUGUGAGCUCCAUGCGGGGUAUUGAGACCGGCUUCAAAGGAGACACCCUGGACUUUCCCAUGACAAAGCUGCUGUGCAUCUGGGAACAUGCAUUCCGCAGGAGAAGGUAGGUCACUACACCAUAACCAUUAUUGCUUGCGUCUGUAAAAUGGUGCAGUUGCGCCACAGUGACCUCACCAAAGUCUGGGGGUUUAAGGCACCGCGAAACCUGGAAGUGCUCUAACUGAUGGAGCUCCUCUAACCAGCUCGUCCAUUCCUGUGCAGCUGAUGGUGGUAUAGGGUCAUCCCAACCGAGUCUUUGCCUACACAGCUCCUGCAGGAUGAUCUUGGCAGAAAGAACAAUGGGACUCAAGAUUCCUAGAGGAUCAUAUACUGAACUGAUGACAGAGAGGAUCCCCCUCCUUGUCAGGGGCCUGUCCUGCACCAGGAUUCUAAACUUGAAGACAUCAGACUGGAUGCACCAUUGCACCCCGAGCACCCUCUCCACUGGUAGCAGGUCAUGGUCCAAAUCCAGGUCCUUCAUGCCCUUAGCUCUUUGGUCCCCUGGAAUUGCUGCCAUCACUGCACGGCUAUUGCUCAUCCAUUUGGUCAACUUAAAGCCUCCUUUGGCACAUACAGAGACCAGGUCAUGAUACAGUGCCACUGCUUCUUCCUCACUGGCCGUCGACACCAGACAAUCGUCCACAUAAAAGCAGUGCAGAAUCCUCUCAGUGGUCUCUCGGCAGAACUGUUCUUCAUUGUCCUUAGCACAUUUCCUCAAUGCAAAGUUAGCACAACUUGGUGAGGACGUUGCACCAAAAAGAUGUACCAACAUUCUGAAGUCUACCAGAUCUUGGGUGCAGUCACCGUUGGGCCACCAGAGAAACCUCAGUAGAUCAGCGUCUUCCCUUGGCACCUUUACUUGGUGAAACAUGGACUCUAUGUCUGCCAUGAUCACUACCGGUUCUUUCCGGAAUCUGGCCAGGACGCCAAUCAGCGAGCUAGUGAGAUCCGGCCCUUGCAGCAGUUGAGCGUUGAGAAAUGCUGACUGGAAAGUGGCAGCACAGUCAAAAACCACACGGAUUUUUCCUUUUUGAGGGUGAUACACACCAUGGUGUGGGAUAUACCACAAUCUUCCAUCAGUACGUGCCAGCUCAUCUGAAGGUACUUGCUCUGCGUAUCCAUUGGUGACCAUAUCAUUCAUGAAAUCAGUAUACUGCUGAUGAAAUAACGAGUCCCUUUUGAACCUCCUCUUCAGGUUUAGAGCACGCUGCUCGGCAACCUUCUUGUUGUUUGGCAUGGUCACGGAGCUUCGCAGGGGCAAUGCAAUCUGGUAAUGACCAUCUACAAGCUUGGCUGAAUCCUGGACCAACUUCAUGAACUUUUGGUCCUCUCUUGACUGGCCAGGUUGCUCAUCGUAGCCACAUUCUGGGAAAUCUGUUCUGAACUGCUGCUGCCAGAGCUCCUCCAAGUUCAGGACUGAAAUUCUGUUAACGGUCGCAACAUCCAUUCCAUCACCACUGUUUCCCCCCAGUGGCCCAUUAACAGUCCAACCCAAAAUAGUCUUGAUGGCAUACGGUCCAUUGUCCACACUACGGAUGACUUGUAAUGGUUCCAGUGCCCUUGGUACGUUUGUUCCAAUCAACAGCUCAACUUCGGAGUCGAUAUCAGGUAAGUGAACAUCUCUCAAGUAUGCCCACCUCUCGAGAUCCUUUUGACGUGGAAUAUUUCCUCUAUGCACCGGCAUGCACUCCUGUGAAUAGGUGUUGGGCAAAUCACAGUACGUCUCUCCGUCCAAACCGGCCACCUCCAGUCCAGUGACCACACAGCUGUUAACGACCUUCUCCUGACCCAUUGUCCGCAAAAGGAUUCUUGUCCUUUUUCCUGAGAGGUUGAGCUUGUUCAUGAGGUUUACUGUGCAGAAAACAGCCGUGCUACCUUGAUCCAGGAAGGCAUAAGUAGCCACUACAUGAUUACCUUUCUUGGAUUUAACCAAUACUGGAACUAUAGGAAGCUUGCACUCAUGGCCACCAGCCCCAGUCAGCCCAUUAGAUACCAGAGCACAGCCCACUGCGGCGCCUGGUUCUUCUUCUGUCACUGGGUCCUUUUCCUUUGAAUGGAUGUGAAGCACUGUGGGGUGUUUCAAACUACACACUUUACAUGAUAGACGCUUUCGACAGUCCUUGCUGAUGUGUCCUAUACACAAACAGCCGAAGCAUAUUCCCUUUUCCCUUAAAAAGGUGAUCUUUUCAGUGUGAGUCAUCUUCUCCAUUCGAGAGCAAUACUCCAACAUGUGCCCACCCUCACAAAACAGACAGACUUUCUUGGCUGAUGAGGUUGUGUCUGGCCUCCUUCCUUUUGUUGCUGUGUAAUUGUGCUGUACAGUAGUCACUGUUGUAGCGAAACUACUUCCCUUUGGCCGAGAUCUAGGUUUUAAGCUGGUUCGAUUCAUGCCUCUGUUUGCUGCUGGUGAUGAGUCUUGAAUGUCUCCAAAUACUGGGUCUGUUAGAAUCUUUGCUUGCCUUUCGAUGAAAUGGACAAUAUCAUUGAAUGUAGCCCUUUGGUUACGUCUUUCUUGUAUUUCACAAGCAGUUGUCCUCCAUCGAUCCCUCAGCUUGUAAGGCAGUUUUUUUAUUAUUGUCAGCAUGUUAGCAGGCAUAUCCAUUUCGAACAUAUACUGCACUUCGUUCAUCGCAUUUGCGCAGCCUCUGAGAAAUAGGCUAUAAUCUUGGAGAGCUUUAACGUCCUCUGAUUUUAUUGGAGCCCAUGACAAUGCCUUGUCCAUAUAAGCAGCAGCAACCCUCUGUUCAUCCCCAAAAUGUUCUUGUAAUAGGAUUUUAGCUUGAGCAUAGCCCCUGUUAGGGUCCAUAUGCUGGCAGCUUCUCACAAGAUCUCUUGGACGACCUCUAGUGUAUUGCUCGAGGAAGUACAGGCAAUCACUAUGACUGUUGGACUUGCUUUCAAUACAGUUUUCAAAGGCUCUCAGGAACGUAUGGAACUGCAGUGGGUCACCAUCAAACACCUGGAUAUCUCUUUUAGGCAAGAGCGCAUGUUGCUGCUGUUGUAUCAGUAGUGUUGUGAUUUCAUUCUGUCUUUUCAUGAUAUCAAGGACAUUGUUUUGCUCCCCAUGACUUGCUGAAUCCCCAACAUUAAGACUGAUUCCAUGAUGUAAGUGAUCAUUAUGAGCAUUGAGCAGAGGAUUAAAAUCAGGUAAGUGGCUCUUUAAAGUGGGAGGCUGAAAGUGAGCAGCAUGGGUCGAGCCAUCUGAUUUAGGCCUUGUCACAGGGUCACGGUCCAUGAUUUUCGAUUGCUGUUUAGAUGUUUCCAGCCUCAGAGGAAUGAAAGGAGUGGCAUUGACAUUGAACUUUGUUGUUUCUUGUUCAUUUUUAACGUAGGAACUCAUUGCAUUGGACCUGUCCGUUGUAGUACUUUUCGAACCAGAUAUGCUUGCAGCCCUUAGAACGCUCACUUUAGCCAAGUGUGCAGCAAUCUCUUCAUCCAACUUGAGCUUUUCCUUGCGUUUCCGUAUUUGCUGCUCCUCCUCUUCCAGUGCAUGUCUGUCCUGUAAAAGUUUUUGCCGUGCCAUCAGUGCAGCUAAAUCAGCUUCUGCCUUGAUGCGAGCAGAAGAAGUUCCUGAUACGUUGGACCUUUUACCACUCCCAGAGCUUUUUCCACUCACAGCACUUUUUGCAGAUCGUUUGCUUUGCACAUUUGAUAUGCUAUCACUUGGGUUCACGUCAUCCUGUAGACCUUCAUAAGGUGUGAUGGGGCCUGUGUCCUGUGCUGCUGCCUGUAAAGCAUCAUCUAUUUGAGGGUCACACACAUGCUUUGUUGCUGCAGCCUCAUCAUUAUCCACGAUAUUUAGAACAUGUUCAUUCUCAUCCAACCACUGAAUCACAUCAUCCUUGAAUGUACUGCUGUAACGUUCAAUACUGGAGAACCAAUCAUUCUGUUUAAGUUUUUCAUCCUCAGGUAACAGUGGAAUUAUUGUUUGAUGCAGGUUGAUAGCAGUAUCAAGGAGCUGAGUAAUAGUUUGCAACUGAGAUUUCACUUCCUGUACAUUUUCCUUUCGUUUCAUCAGCUCUUUCAUUGCAGGUAUUAAGCCUUUUAUUUUAUUCACAUGUGUUUUACGUUCAUUUUGUAGAUUUACCACUUUAUAUGCCAAUGCUUUUGCAGUAAGUUUCACAUUCCUUUUAGCAACCACAGUUUCAUUGUUUUCCACUUGUUCCAUGGCUUCACUCAUAUUGUCCUUUUGAGAUUCGGCAGUUCAGUGGUUCGCGCAGUGAAUCCACAAUACACCCAGCAUAGUUUUAUUUUUCCACAGAUUGUUUCACAUCAAUUAACAUCGGAAAACACCACAGGUAUUUACUCUCAACGAGCAGGACAGGCUGUCUCAGCGGACUUUCACACACGCACAGCGCUCCCCAAUGGAUGCGCUGUAUGCGCUGUAAUCAAACUGCGUUCCGUCCAACAUACACAGAAUGAAUGGAUGCGAGUGAUACAGUCCUACCGGUCUGAAGUCCACGUUGCGAUCAGUCUGGCGUUGCAGUUAGACACCGUGUGGCGUGAUCGCGUCCGUAUAUGCCGUUCGGGUGUUGGUACUCCUUUUUUGUUGACAAAAUAUAGUGACUAGGAACGAAAACAAAGUCACUGAGAGGCUAAGUGAGGGAGCUUCCGCAUUGGUGACUCGCUACACAAACCACAAGCCAUUUCCGUGUUUUCCGACUGAGUUCACAUUUAUUUCCAACGCCGCACAAACAGACAGACAGGGCAAGGCAAGGCAAGGCAAGAUGAUCUAUGGGCUUAGUUUGAUGUUUAAAUCAAGCGGUCAACAAAAAAUACGCUCUCCCUACUCACCCCCUCUCCAUGCAGCCGCCGCAGCACCCAGGUGACUAUAUGUCCAUUCAUUCAAUCAUUCAAUCAUCGCGCCUUGACCACACCCCCUCGUGACGUGCAUGAAAGGUGCAGCCCAGACAGUUGAUGUCAACACACACAAACCUAACCACUUCUGCAUAUGGCACCUACAGUUAGUUCAGAAAAUAUUGGCCAAAACUGCAGACAAAAGAGGUUAGAUUUCCAUUUGAAGUGAUCAUCUUUCACUACCUGGUGUCACUCAAGAACAAAGAUUCUGAGGAUUUCCUUAUUAAGAUCAUUCUUUUCAUGUCUGACCCUCUGCUUUCUUUCAGAUGUAUCGAUGAGUGGUUUGAAGUGAACAGAUCAUGUCCGGAGCAUCCAUCAGAUUAA
Molecule: messenger RNA, 50022 nt
Organism: Xyrichtys novacula (pearly razorfish)
Lineage: Eukaryota; Metazoa; Chordata; Actinopteri; Labriformes; Labridae
Source: the annotation of a GenBank genome assembly